AUUACGUCAAUGAUCACAUUUCAAGCAGAGCUUGCCUGUUAACAGGCAUAGUCGUCGUGAAGGCUUGUCUGCUGUAGGAAAGAGAAUUUUCAACAUAGAGCUCACUCAUGAGUUUCAGAAGGAGGGAAAUAUAUCCUAAAAAACCCAAUAGUGCAACCUUAUGCAUGUUUAUUCAGAAGUCCGUCCUACUGUGUUCAAGGGAGCUUAUACGCAGGUAAGUGGGCUUAGGACUGCAGCCUGUGUUAGAAUGUGCAGAUAACGUACAUAUGCAUGAAUGGCUCCCCUUUUCUUGUGAUAGACACCCUAUUUUCUUGUAUCUGUCCCUGGUUAUGGCCCACAUUUUUUUGCUGGGUGCAGUUCAGCAGCAUCUGUAGGGCUAGAGGUUCCUACAGAGGACAGUGCCUACCUCUGUACCCCCACCCCAACUCCCCUUUUAAACUUAAACAGGGCAUCUAGCCACCCACAGUUUCAGCAGCUAGUGCAUCUUGCCAUUAAGUCUCCUCCCUCCUAAGAGGACUUAACUGUGUGUGUGAUGUGCAGGGAGCCUUGUGUAUUAGCUGCUCAGGCUGUAGGGGGCUGGAUGCCCUGUUUUAGAAGUUAUAAAAGUUUGGGGGUUCUUUUGGAGGGGAGGGAUGAACCCCCUCAUAAAUACUAUUUUUUAAAGUGCUUUGGGUGGAUUUUAAAGGAUUUCCCAUUAAAAUACACCUUGAAAUGUGAUGGGAAUAAUUUAGUUCUCUCCCCUCAGGGAACUGGAAUGGACCCCAACCCAAGAUAAAUAUUUAUAGGCCCCUGUUGCCAUGACACCUACAUCUGCUCCCAAUCCCCUCCUCUACACAACUUUCUCUUAAAGAAAGUUGUCCUGCCCUCUUAUUUUUUCACAUGGCUAGCCUAUAAACAAAAGAAUGCUGCCUUCUUACCGGAUGGGCAAUCUGAUGAAGCCCGGUGCAUUUUGUACUGACUUCCAGUGUCAGGGAAGUUGUGGUGGGAACAGGACCUCAAGGUUUAGUUCCUUCCCUCCCACUCCCCUUACUUUCCAAGAAAGCUCCUUAAGAAUGGAUUUGAUGAGACAGAAGGAUGGGUACCAUUUGGAAUAUUCAUGCUGCCGUGUUCCAUGCUGUCAUAGUAAUGAAGGUCAGGUGGCUCUGGGAACAGAGUUAGCGAGGAAACCCAGCUGAAGCAGCAUCUUCAAUGGUUCAACCUUUCCCCCUCCCCUACCCACCUGCCCAUUGAGAAAGAUUGUCUAAAAGAGAUGCUUUAAGAAGUAGCAAGUGGCUUAUGUUGGGGGUCAAUACCUAGUCAGCUAAAUGGGUGUAUGGAAUGGACUCGAGCCUCCCUUUGGCUACCCAGACUUGCACCAGAAGAGAACUUAGCCCAGGACCUGGAUUCUUGAACAUAAUUGUAGAAGAAGAUUGAUUCUUCUUUCUUUCUGACCUUGCACGGCUUCGGAAGAUAACCAUGACAUCAUUCAGGAACUUGCAGGUAAAGCGCUUUUAUGAGGAUGGAUGAGUCCCCACUGGAAGCCCUGCAAAUGGUUAAAACCCUUAAAGGUAAAGGUAAAGGGACCCCUGACCAUUAGGUCCAGUCAUGGACGACUCUGGGGUUGCAGCGCUCAUCUUGCUCUAUAGGCCGAUGGAGCCAGCGUUUGUCCACAGAUGGUUUUUCCGGGUCAUGUGGCCAGCAUGUCUAAGCCGCUUCUGGCAAACCAGAGCAGUGCAUGGAAACGCUGUUUACCUUCCCGGUGGAGCGGUACCUAUUUAUCUACUUGCACUUUGACGUGCUUUCAAACUGCUAGGUUGGCAGGAGCUGGGACUGAGUAACAGGAGCUCACCCCGUCAUGGGGAUUCGAACUGCCGACCUUCUGAUCAGCAAGCCCUAGGCUCUAUGGUUUAACCCACAGCGCCACCCGCGUCCCCGGUUAAAACCCUGAGGACUUGUAUCUGGCAUUUUCUGUUUCUUUUAGAACAGGCAGUUUGGGUGACCAUAAUUACUUAGAGCAUUGGUUAACAGUGCUAAGGCUAUAGCCUUCUUUUCAGACGUGAGAACUAUGUAAUUCAUGUGAGUCUUACUCCCAGGUAAGUGGGUAUAGGAUUGCAGCCUAAAUCAAUUAUGGUGUAAUUGUAGUGUUAACUUCACACCAUGAGUAGAUGGUGUUAAUGUUACCAUAGUAGAAGCACUUACUUAAUCACCUUACAGGAAACCAGGCUCCAAAGGUCUAUCAGAGCAAAAACAUUAAAAUAAAGGUUAAUGUCAAAUAAAGCCAAUACCUGGAUCUAGUGAUAUAACUGAAUUAGAGUUGCCAGCUUUUUCUUUUUUUAAUAGCCCUUGUCCUGUGCCUUUUACUGUUUUAGGGUGGUUUAAUCCUAGACAAGGGAAGCGGGUGGUGCUGUGGCAUAAACCACAGAGCCUAGGACUUGCCGAUCAGAAGGUUGGCGGUUCGAAUCCCCGCAACGGGGUGAGCUCCCGUUGUUCGGUCCCUGCUCCUGCCAACCUAGCAGUUCGAAAGCACCUCAAAGUGCAAGUAGAUAAAUAGGUACCGCUCCGGCGGGAAGGUAAACAGCGUUUCCGUGCGCUGCUCUGGUUCGCCAGAAGCGGCUUAGUCAUGCUGGCCACAUGACCCGGAAGCUGUAUGCCGGCUCCCUCGGCCAAUAAAGCGAGAUGAGCGCCGCAACCCCAGGGUCGGCCACGACUGGACCUAAUGGUCAGGGGUCCCUUUACCUUUACCUUUAAUCUUAGACAGUGCUUUUUUUCUGGGGGUACACAGGGGUAUGCAUACCCCUAAACAUUUUGUGAAUCCAAGUUUGGCCUCAUUGAAGGGCAGUAUUUCAAUAUGAGUAGGAAAAUGAGAGUACCCCUAAACAUUAUUUUUAGAAAAAAGCACUGAUCCUAGACAUGAAACAGGGACAACCCAAAGCCCAAUUAAAAUGGCUUACUCUGUGACUUCCUAGGAUGCCAGGGAAAGAGGUUAUGUCUCUCUGAAGGACCUCAGAAUUUGUUGCUGUCAUUCUUCUAUACUGCUGUAUAUGGUCACAAUUCUGUACUAAAAUAUAAACAAAUCAGCCUCAGCCCUAGCACAACUGGGGGGGGAAUUGGCUAUUCUGGGAUUUCCUUGAAGUUGGCAUUCUAACCCAAUGAUAAAAGCUCCAGGUAUAGGCAUUUAGAACAUGGUAGUGCAAUUCACAUGCUUCAUCUGAGGCCCUUUUUGUGUGUGCCCCUUCCAAAGGAGAUGCAGGGGGUGGCAACUUGAGAACAGGCCUUCUCAGUGGUGGCUCCCUGUUUAUGGAAUAUGUGCUCCAGGGAGGACACUAUUACUAUGUGCUUUUACAAGUCAGGCAAAUACAUUAUUAUGUGUGUGUGUCAUUUUAAGUUGUUUUAUCUUUGUUUUUGAUGUUCAUAUUUGCAAGUUGCUUCAAGUUUCACUUAUCUUGGGAAAAACAAAAACGAAUAAAUAUAAUAAAUAAUCAUAAUGCUCACAGUGCAUUCUGCAGGCAUGAGUCUGGAUCUAUACAGGAGGCAGCAGAAUGAGUUCUAUGAGAAGGAGGUGAUGGUGGUGUUGGUGUUAGAGUGCGCUGUCAUUUCAGACUGCAACUGGAGGCACGAAUUUAUUUAUUUUAAAUGAUCCUCUAUGUAAAAGAUUCUCUGCUGGUGGAAAACUAGGCGGGGAAAGUGAGAGGUUCUUGUUCAGCUCCCUUUUCUGUUGUGCUAGCUUCCGACGUGCAGUAUUCUUGCAGGAACAGAAAAAAUAAAAUGAAGAUACAAUGGGGAGGAAAACCUAAGAGCAGCCGAGAAUACAAUACCCCCAGUUUGAACUCCAGUUUGGGCAAAUCCUGGCAGCAACUCUGUCUCUUCAUGAAUUUUUGGAUCUUGUAGUUUUGCUGUUGCUCAGGGCUGCCAGUUUGCCUCCCACAUUGAGGGGACCCAGCGUUGUUAUAUGCACAAUGUCAUGCGCCGGGUGGAGGGUGCCAUGGGGGCUGUUGCCCUGGGUGUGCAAACGAGGGGGGGGCGUGAACCAGGAGCCCCCAUUGCGCUCUGCCAGUGACAGGGGCUGGAGAGCACGUUGAGUAAAUAUCAACCUCCGCCCUCCAUCCCUGCCCAGGACACAAGUACUCGCCCAUCGGCCGGGGAAUGGGGACCACAGAGGGCAGGUUUGCAGGGAGGCUGAUCUGUUUUGGGGCCCCUCAAUAUUGGGGUGGCUCAGCCCCCUGCUCACAAAUAUUGAGGGGGCAGAAGUCCCUUGUGGCCCCUACAGUUGGUUCCCCUGCUGUUGCUCAUUACGGGUGGAAAGAAUGCUUUUGCUUUUCCCUAUGGGAAAUUCUGCCUUCAGCAGAGCUAUGCAUUAUUUAUCUCUCUAGGUUGAGGGAAGAAAAAUAAAUAAAAGAGUGGUACUGGAGCUUGCUAUUAGCAAAGUGUCCUUUCUCCUCUAUCUAUCUAAUUAUUAAAAUGAUGUAUGGAAUCACUGUGUCCUGUGAGGAAGAGCUUUAUCAGGCUAUAUAGUAAGUGCAACAAGUCUGAAAUGCAUCCAGUUUCCACUUUGAUGAGAGAGAAAUAAUCCUUUUCCCCAGCCAAGCUUCUAUGUCAGGAAACAGAGAAGGACUAAACAAGAUUGUUGCUUCUCCGUACUGCUAAGCUUUAAUAGUCUUAAUUUUCUUUAGGACUUGAAAAAUGAGUGUUGAUGCAUGAUCCGAAUUUUAACUUGAAUGUUUCCCAUCCCCCACAUCUAAAUUUGGAUUGUGAGUCCCCUUGGCACAAAGGGCAAGUAAGCUUCUAUAAUGUCACACAUCUCUGCCUCUUCUCCUACUUUUGAAUUGGGGCAGGAGGAAAGGCUGGCUUUGCUAGGCAGCAGAAGGAAGGGAUUUGCUUCAGACAUCAUGAAGUAUGCGAACGUGGGGAAAUAGAUGUGCCCCUUUUUCUUUGGGGAAAAAAGACAAAAAGUGGUCUUUGGUGCAGCAAUACAUGACCAUAGCCAGGGGCAUCGUGUGGAGGGUGCCAGGGGGCUGUGGCCCCAGACACACAGUUUUUGAGUUGGUUUGAACCAGAUGCCCCCAUGCAGGUGUCCCCAGCACAGCCUGGCGUGAUACUCCUCUUCACCCGCCAAGGGCCGUGUUGGUCAGCCAGGCUGUUCCCUGCACGGGCAGGCAGGCAGGCAGCUCAGCGUGGCCAUGCUUGGCUUUGGUGGGAGUGAGGUCACUCCAGUGGUGGUGGCAAGGGCUGGGCUGGCACCCCCUCCCAGUCUAUGUGCUGCCUGCCUGGCACAUGUGCACCUGUCCCAGGCACCACCACCACCACCAAUUUAUUAUUUGUACCCCACCCAUCUGGCUGGGUUUCCCCAGCCACGCUGGGCGGCUUCCACAAAUACCAAAAUACACUAAUAUGUCAUACAUUAAAAACUUCCCUAAACAGGGCUGCCUUAAGAUGUCUUCUAAAUGUCAGGUAGUUGUUUAUCUCUUUGACAUCUGGUGGGAGGGCGUUCCAAAGGGCAGGUGCCACCACUGAGAAGGCCCUCUGCCUGGUUCCCUGUAGCUUUGCUUCUCGCAAUGAGGGAACCGCCAGAAGGCCCUCGGCGCUGGACCUCAGCGUCCGGGCAGAACGAUGCGGGUGGAGACGCUCCUUCAGGUAUACUGGGCCGAGGCCGUUUAGGUCUUUAAAGGUCAACACCAACACUUUGAAUUGUGCUCGGAAACUGAUGCUACGCCACUGACCUUAGCCUAGGGGGUGGUGUGGGGGCCCUGUGAGGCCACACGAUGUUUUGGGUCAGCACUGGUAGGAGAAGUAUUGGUGAAAAUUUGAGAAGGAGGGUAAAGCAAUUGACUGGUGCUUAGACAACCUGCAACCUCUUCCCUCUAGGAAAUGCAUAAAGGAACAGCACUCCCUAACUCAGUGCUUUAGAGAGCCAGUGACGUUUUCUGAUAUCAGCAGCCAUUAUACCAAUCUUAAAUGACUGCACAAUUUUAUUGAAUAGAGGUAAGACCACGUAUUGGCUGCUUGCUUCCAUAUUCCUAUAGCAAACAUUGCCACGAAGCCAUAGAAUAUUAGAGUUCAUAUAAUGCUGUUUAUAUUGCAGAUAUUUCCAAAGGUAUCCCAAAAUGUGUGUGAGAGGAACUGUAUGUGAUUGUGUAUGUACAAACAUCUGGCUAUAUUUGGGUAGGCCAAUGUUUACAUGUGACUGUUCAACAGAGGGGAAAGAAUAUUUGUAUGUGUCAGAAAUCUACAGUAUUCUUGAACAGGAAUCAGCAUUGACCUUCACUGUUCUUUAAUCUGGUUCAUGGGGUAGAUGGAUAGAUUUGUGUGUUAAUAAUAUGUGUGACGCACCCUCAUUGUUUCUCUACCAGAGACCGGAGGAUGAGGCUGUUGUGGAUCUGGGAGGUACCAGAAAUGUUGUCAACAUUCGUUAUGAACCCGAAGAGCUGGAAGGUGAGGCUGUUCCUUCCUGGGCUCCCCCCCUUCUCCCCCCAUUUCUCUGGCAGGCCAUUAAUCAUCAUUAACUAUUCGGAAAGUGAAGUAAAUGUGCUUUCUAUCUGAGAAGGUUCCAGAUACAGUGUCUUGUAUACCACAGAACCAAAACUGCUUAUACUGCAUCUCAUAAAACAAGACUCUGGUGAAAAUCCAAUUUAUUUAGCAAGAAAAUGCAAAUUCUGCAUGCAGGAUUUGGGAAACUUGAUUAUUUUGCAUGACUGCUUCCAUUCUGCUUUAUUUCAAGUGUGAAAAUUCAAUAUAUCUUGAUUUUUUUUUAAAAAAACAAGCUAUAGGUGGUGGUACAUGUACAGGAGUUAUACAAGUACUGUGGUUUUAAAAGUGUGUAGGAGAUAGGGAUGGGGGACAAAAUUGAUUCAGUUCUCAUUUAAAGGCAAACCUACUAAACCCACACUUUCCAAAUCAAUAAGAAUACUGAAACACAACCCUCCUUUGAAACUUCCCCUUCUCCAAAUUUUGCAAUAUGGUUCUCUGGCCAAGUAAUGUGUACAAAAAUACAUAUACUGUCCCCAAAUGUAGAAAAAAUAUAUAUACUGGUGAAAAUGACAUAGAAAAUUGUGUUAUAUUAUGGGAAACUGCUUUACAAAAUACUAGGGAAAAUUGUGUAAAAAAAUGUUUGUGAGAAAUUAGUAGUAAAAUGCUGAUGAAUUUUCACGAGAACUUUUUUUAAUUGCAAACUAAUAUGGAAUCGGAAAAAUGGGAGUGACCAGAUCUGAACUAUUCAGCCAUCCUUAGUUUUAUCUAUUUCAUAUCUUUCCCUCCAAUCCAUACCAGAUGCUGUCUUCUGUCUGUAUUUAUCCCUUUUCUUUUUCCAUGUUACAGGGGUGUGUGUGUGUUCUUGCAAGAGAUGCAUUUUGUCCUUGCAGAGUAGAUGGCAGGCAUAUUUUGAGCUACAUUUCAUCUCAUGGGAACAAAAAGACCUGCUUUAAAACGAAAACAAAAACACACACACUUUCUUUGUCCUCUUUCCUAUACUUUGGUGUAUCAAAUCAUGAGGCUGCCUCAACAUGCUUCCUCUUGUGGCUGCAUCCUAUGUUUUCUAUAUGGGAAUCAGCAGGCCCCACCAAGACGUCUUCACACUCAGCAACGAUUUAUUAAAACAUACAGAACAUAGGGCAACAUUGUUUGACAUUACCAUAAAUAGUGUGAUUGAAUAAAGUUUAUUGUGGCUAGCAUUGAGAGCCAGUGUGGUGUAGUGGUUAAGAGCGAUAGACUCGUAAUCUGGUGAACUGGGUUCGCGUCUCCGCUCCUCCACAUGCAGCUGCUGGGUGACCUUGGGCUAGUCACACUUCUCUGAAGUCUCUCAGCCCCACUCACCUCACAGAGUGUUUGUUGUGGGGCAGGAAGGGAAAGGAGAAUGUUAGCUGCUUUGAGACUCCUUCGGGUAGUGAUAAAGCGGGAUAUCGAAUCCAAACUCUUCUUCUUCUUCUUCAUUGCCCAGGCUCCCCCCCCAACCCAGCCAAUCUGAACCGUCUCUCAGACUUUGCACCAGAAAGUGAGACCAUCCUCUCCUGUUCCUUUUCACACUGCCUGUUUGACCUGAAGCCUUUUGUGCUUGCCUCUUAGAACAACACAGCACUAUAGGUUGUGAGUUUUUGGGAAAUGUUUAAAAUAUUCAACCCAUACACAACAAAGCCCUCAAGGGUGUCUGAGAAGGCAACUGAGAAGUGCAGUGCAUUGUAUGCUGGAGCCCUGAGCAUGGCUGUUUCAAGAUGGUGCCAUUGCACCCACGAUGGCGCCAUCCCUAGAGCUAUUGGUCUGACCAGGGCCAGUCCACCCAUGAUGCAGGCUGAGAGAAAGCUGCCUCGGGCAGCAAAACCCAAAGAGGUGAUGCCCCCUUUGCUGCUGGCAGAGAAGUGGAGGCAGCAGCAGUAGCUUCCAGCAAGAUUUUGUGAGAUCAUAUAGAAGUCUCCUGAGAUAACACUGGAAACUGAUAAGGGAAUCUUCAGGGUGGCAGUGCGGGGCAGCACAUUCCUGUUUCACCUCAGAUUCUGGCUCCAACAAUGUAUGCACACACAGUUUCACUUUAGAGACACUUCUUUCCCUCUUUUCACGGCCAGCACUGAAACAGAUGUUAAGGAAGAGAGGAAAACUCAACAGGUGCAUCAUAUGAGGGAAGAGAGGCUUAGCAAUGCUAAUGUAUAAAGCACUGAAGGAAGCCUGCAGAAUGCUACCUUCCAUAUGCGCCAUAGCGGAGGGGCAGUAGAAGUCUGUGGAUAGUCUGUGGAUAGUGGAAUGUGACAGGAUUCCAGGAAGGAGAGGCAGGAAACCUGCCAAAUCAAGCUCUGCCCCCUGUAAUAUGGUGGUAAAGGUAAAGGUACCCCUGCCCGUACGGGCCAGUCUUGACAGACUCUAGGGUUGUGCGCCCAUCUCACUCAAGAGGCCGGGGGCCAGCGCUGUCUGGAGACACUUCCGGGUCACGUGGCCAGCGUGACAUCGCUGCUCUGGCGAGCCAGCGUAGCACACGGAAACGCCGUUUACCUUCCCGCUAGUAAGCGGUCCCUAUUUAUCUACUUGUACCCGGGAGUGCUUUCGAACUGCUAGGUUGGCAGGCGGUGGGACCGAACAACGGGAGCGCACCCCGCCGUGGGGAUUUGAACCGCCGACCUUUCGGUCAGCAAGCCCUAGGCGCUGAGGCUUUUACCCACAGCGCCACCCGCGUCCCACCUUAUAUGGUGGUAUUCAAAACUAUUCUCUCAGGAGCUGCUGGGCGCAAACUUGAGACCUUCUGUUUGCAUGUGGCUGUUCCAUCUGGUGAAUUGUAAGUCUGGAAUAUCUGCUGCCCUAAGUAGUUAAGAACCUUCAGGCCUGAACUGGCCUCACUCAGGCAUACUGGUCAUUGGCACCUCCUGGACAGGAAGGACUAUAAAAGGGCUUCCAGUUUGCAUGAGCACAGGAUAUGCCUAACUCCGGUGUGUUCCUUUGGUCCUGAUUCCUGGCUUUGUCAUCUUCUCUAACUUCUGCUUUGCUUCUUGGAUCCAAUUCCUGCUUUUGUCAUUCUUGCCUGCUCCUUCCCUGGUUCCAUCUCCCUGGCCCAGCUGCUGCUUCCUGGCUCCUGACUUACACUGGACAGCUGCCUGUUGAUUACACACCCAUGGCACUUUCAAAACCACAGGGACCAGAUAUUUGACUGUCAUAUAAGAAUGACAACCGAUGUUCUUCAGAAACUUGAAAUGUGGGAUUGGAUUUUGUGCAAGCCACUCUUACACUUGGAAUCUGAGAAGCCAAAGAAUCUUUGGCGGUGGUGCCACAGAGAACUCUGUCAUUCCUUUAGCAGUGGUGCUGAGGCAGAGGACUCCCAAAUGCUGGGUGAAGAGAACGCUGGAACUCCGCGAUUGGCACGAUCAUCCUUUGGGUCGAGCAGCUGCUGCUAUGUGGGCACCGAGAUGCACACGCAUGUUUAAAGUAGCUUGUGUUAUGUGACAGUGUGCGUACCUCCCACAAUGACUAGCAAAUAUUUGCCCAACAAACACAGCCUGCUGCUUCUUCUGCUACCAAAUAUCCCUCUGAAUGAAAUUGUUCCUUAGCACGGACUGUUCCAAGCCUUCAUGCAAAUUUUCGACAUGCAGAGGAGAUGCAGAUGAGCCAAGAUCUGAUAGAGCUUCCUUCCAAAGCAAGAUUCUCCCUCUCUGUGUGUGGAUCACAAGUUGAUCUUGUUUUCUAAUUGUUUUAGUUGUUUUUUUUUAAUAAAAGAUAUUUAUUAAGAAUUUAAAAAUUACAGAAAGCAGAAAAAGGAAAAACAAGAAAUUAACAAAACAUACAUUACAAUACAUAUAGAAAAAGAAAAAACAUAAAAGAAAACAAUACAACAAUACAGCAAAAAAGAAAGAUCAUUAAAACACAUCCAAUGUUCCAUAUCUUUACCUUUCAUUUACUUGUUUCAUCGACCUCCUCACGCCUCCCUUUUUGUAUUCUAGUUCAAUUAACUAUUUCAGCAAAUUCUUUCCACCUUGCUCAAUUUUUGUUCUAUAAUUUAUCUUAACGGUCUAACCUUUAAUUUUUUCAUUUUUGCCCAUUAUCAAUCAACUUUUACUUAAUUCUUUAUUACAUUUCUGCUAAAACCAUAUAACUUCAUUCCAACAUCCUUCUAACAUUCCUUAAUUUUGCAAUGUUUUUGUAAAUAUACUUUAAAUUUUUUCCAAUCUUCUUCCACCAACUCUUCUCCCUGGUCUCGGAUUCUGCCAGUCAUUUCCGCCAGUUCCAUAUAGUCUAUCAGCUUCAUCUGCCAUUCUUCCCUAGUGGGUAGAUCUUGUGUCUUCCAGUGCUUUGCAAUAAGUAUUCUUGCUGCUGUUGUGGCAUACAUAAAUAAAGUUCUAUCCUUCUUUGGCACCAAUUGGCCGACCAUGCCCAGGAGAAAGGCCUCUGGUUUCUUCAGGAAGGUAUAUUUAAAUACCUUUUCAUUUCAUUAUAGAUCAUCUCCCAGAAUGCCUUAAUCUUUGGGCAUGUCCACCAAAGAUGAAAGAAUGUACCUUCAGUUUCAUUACAUUUCCAACAUUUGUUAUCGGGCAAAUGAUAAAUUUUUGCAAGCUUAGUUGUUGUUGUUUUACAUGUUUUAGCGGUUAUGCUUUUUGACUGGCUUGUUUUAUUGCAUUUUUUUAUUUUUUAUUUUUAUUGAGUUUUCAAUAUUUAUCAUAGUCACAUUUUGUUACAUACAGCAAUAACCUUAAACAUUGCUUGACUGAGCACCGACCUCCUUCACUCCCACUUUCUGACUUCUGAACACCUUUACUAAAUUCUUAGCAUCUCUAUAACCCCCUUUUUAAUUUCUAUCUUUCUUUAACAUUUCACCUCAUUAUAUGUAAAUUAUGGAUACUUUCAAUACUUUGAUGGAAUUGUUUAAUUGUGUAUUUUAAUAAUGUAUUGAUUUCAUACUGGUAAACCUCUUAGAAGCCACUUUGGCAUGUAGGUGGUAUAUAAAUUAAUAAUAAUAAAUCUAUACAAUAAAUUGUCCUUCAUAACUUUGAAACGUUCCAGCAGGGGAAAGCUCUGUUACCUGUGACACAGUAAUAAAAACUAGUAAAAGAUGCCAACAAGAAUUGCAGUCAUAAAUGCAGAACAACAAUAAUUUUUUCACUUCAAACACAUCCUCCUAGGCUGGACUGAAACAAAAGUCCCCCCCCCCCUUGUGUCUUGUAUCCCUGCAAGAAAGAACAUGGCAAAGGACUCUCCAAACAGGAAUUCUAAAGGGCAAGAACCACAACAGGAAAUAGAAAAUGUGCUGGAGAUGAAAACCAGAUUUUAAAGGAUUCUGGGUUGUACCCAUUGUUGGCCAUGCUCUAAGUAGAGCCAUUGAAGUUAAUGGACCUAAGUUAGUCAUAUCAUUAAUUUUAAUGGCUCUUCUUAGAGUAGAACAUAGGGGUCACAAUACCAAAUCCUGAAUAUGCUGCACUUUGUAUUCUGAGAUUUGUUACAUUCACUAUUACUGAUAUACUGAGAUUUGCACCUGAAACUUCAUCUUAUCUCAGGCUGCAGCAUUGCAAUGGGAGAAGGUAAGCCCAUUGAAUAGUGGGACUUAGACCUGAGUAAAUAUGCACAGGAUUGCACAGUCUUUCACAUCAGCUUCAAACAGACCCUUAGGGUGGCUUACGGCACUAAUCUUCCUAACGGGAUUUGGAAACGAAGGGUGAAUAUUGUGUGCUUCUCGUCUGUCAAAAUCCCACGCAAAGCAAGUAGGGUGUCAAUACCUAUAAAUAAUUCCCUUUUAUAUCAAAGGGAAGUCACCCUUAAGAGGAAGCCCCUCUAAGUCCAAAGGCGGAAGAGGGGGAAUCUCUGCAGCUCCUUCCGCUGUUCUUUUUAUUCCUUGUUCCUUUUAUUCUCUCUUUGUAUUCAGCAUGGCACAGUGUGCUUGAAUUAGUAAUAAAUUGCACAGCAGCAGAAUGUCACAAAUCUUUUCACCCUCUCAGUUUUAUAUAAAUAAAGGUCAUGGUUUCUUGGGACUCAGACCCAGAACUUGAACAGAAGGUACCUGUUUUCUUGGAAGGUGUGCAGUAACAACAAGGACGGGGGUGCUCUGAACGAGAGCUGAGUUCGUUUUCUGCAUUGCUGUGUGUCCACGGCCUGAGCUUCCAAGUAGAACUGCAUCCUUGAACCCUAAAAAAAGAGAAAAAGUUAAGUGAUGGGGUGAAAAACUCAUAAAAACCUCAGGGAUCAAACGCUGAAUGUUCUGCAUGCAAAGCCAAUGCUCUGCCCACGAGCUAUGACCCUUCUCAAACAACAUCUCACUGCCAAUAUUAAAAUAUUGGUAGCAGGGACUCAGGUGGCACUGUGGUCUAAACCACUGAGCCUCUUGGGCUUGCCGAUCAGAAGGUUGGCGGUUCGAAUCCCUGCAACGGGGUGAGCGCCACCUUCCAACCUAGCAGUUCAAAAGCACGUCAAAGUGCAAGUAGAUAAAUAGGUACCGCUCUGGCGGGAAGGUAAACGGUGUUUCUGUGCGCUGCUCUGGUUCACCAGAAGCGGCUUAGUCAUGCUGGCCACAUGACCCGGAAGCUGUACGCCGGCUCCCUCGGCCUAUAGAGCGAGAUGAGCGCCGCAACCCCAGAGUCGUCCAUGACUGGACCUAACAGUCAGGGGUCCCUUUACCUUUAGCAGGUUUCCAAAUGGCUAAAUUGAAAAGUCCCCCCCCAACCCCCUACAAUUCAUAGCUUACAUUGGUUAGAAAGCUGCAGCUGCUCCUUUUUCAGAUUCUGAACUGGCAGUAUUCAUUCUUACUUUUGUAGCUUGAAGGCUAGACUUACUGCAAUUAGGUCUACAUGGGGCUUGAAGAGACUACUCAGAAGUAAUGCAACACAUGGUCUUGGAAUCCAGAAAAAGAUGGGUAAUCAGAAACACAUUAAACUGACAUUCCUGGGUCUUCACUGGCUCCAUAUAGCCGUCUGGGCCAUUCAUGAACCACAAUGCCCAAAACAACCUGGGCUAUAUAUAUUUAUCUUGUCCAGGACCUGAAGGUGCCUGCAAUUCAAAGGUUCACUUUUUGUAGAAGACUGGAGGCCAUUUUUUGGAAUAUCUUCAAAGGGAGUGCAUAGGAAAUGGGCAUUGAAUCUUCCACGCUCCCUUCUGAGUCUUAUUUCCCUGCAGUCCAUUGCUCUACCUUCUUUUCUCUGUUCCUGUCCAUGAUUAACAGAAGUGAGCCAUAAGCAGAGAAACAUGGCUGAUGCAAUUGCAUGAGGGGAAAGAGAGUGGACUCAGUGCCCCCACCCCUAUUUUAUAUGUCAAUAGGAUGGACAUGUGGAAAGCCUUUGAUUCCUAGUUUUUCCAGGAAAGUUGCUCCAAAACCAUUCAAGAUGCUGUUACUGUUUGGGCUGUUCUGGUUCUGAAGAAUGGCUGGGAUUGGAAUGAGAAGGGGAGAAGUUUGCACAGGAUAUGAUUUGUAUCAGUUACACCCAAUACAAAACUUAAACUUCUCUGCUUUGAUUCCAGGGCACAGGACUCUGUAUGUUGGGGUGCGGAUGCCUUUAGUGAGACAGACCCACAGACAUCACAGACAUGGCCAGAAGCACAGGAAGCGAGAUCGGGUGCGACAAAUGCAAGAAGAGCCUGGGUCUAAUGGUGAGUGUGCAGUGCUGGGUUACUAUGUGAUGUGAACAUGACAGUAAGGCAAGCAUCUUCAUGGGCCAGUGUCCUGUAUAGAUUUCCAAUACCUCAGAGACAGAAGCUUUCCCAGCAUGGCUACCAUUAGAUCCUUCAAUAGAAUCGUAGAGCUGUAGAGUAACUUUUUUUGCUGUACAUGUCUGGCUAGGUAGUAAAUGUAUUUACUAGGUAGUAAAUGUAUUUACUAGGUACAUUUACUAGGUAGUAAAUGUAGUAAGUAGCUAGCAAUGCAGGAAGUUGCUGCCUUUGCACAAAUCUUCAUUAUCUGUGGUACUGCAUAUUAUUCUUUUGCAUGUUGUGUUCUUAUGCUGAGGGGCUGCUCCUGUAAGCUACUAGUCCCAUGUCUAGAAACAUUGCAAGGCGUCUCCCUCUUGUCCUUUUUUUUGCAGGAUAUUCAAAAGGGGAGGGGAGCAAUUAAUCAUGCUCUCAAAGCUCAUCUCCCUGUUUGUUAUUUACUUAUUGCUCCGUUUUCUUAGAUUCCCCAUCUCGGAGAGUUCAGUUUAUCAUUGGCAUGGAGGAGGAUGAGGAACAUGUCCCCCAUGACUUGUUCACAGAGAUGGAUGAAAUCUGCGUGAAGGAGGAUGAAGAUUCAGAGUGGAAGGAAACAGCAAGGUAAAAAUGAAGGACAACAGGUGUACGCCAGCUUCCUGUGUGGUCAGUUUAGCUCCAAAGGAUUAAGCCAGAAGCAUUCUUAAAGAAACAAGUAACCAUUUCCCCUGCUUAUGAGCAGACUGCAUCCUGAAUGCUGAUGCUGAACAGAUGACCUUCUGUUAUGUCGGUUGCCAGAGAUGUGCAAGGGAAUUGUCAGUACAGUAACAUAUCUGUGCGGGAUUACUGUAAGUCUUGAAUGAAGAAUGGAUAGUAGCACCCAGUUUUACUCAGGACAGUCUGGCAGGCCAGGAUUUUGCAUCUGGAAUUCUACCAUACUUUCUGCUCCUGUUCCAGAAUCAGUUCCAGAUGUCCCAGUUCUAAUGGUAUCUGGUGGGUACUGCUGACUCCAGAGGUUUUACUAAUGUUAUAUAUGGGCCUCUUUGAACAUGCACACAAGCUUCCUGAGACAGCAUGAGAUGGUAGUGCCAUCACAUCAAUCCAAUUGAGGAGGCUUUUCAUCAUUGGCUGCUGAGCUUCCAGGCUUUGCAGCAGGACCUUCUGGAUUCCAGGAAAUCCAGUCUCUGGGCUGUUUUGUUUCUGCUGAGCAAAGAGCUACUAAGCUGCUGCCAAAUGCCACUUUGCGUCUCUAGUUCAUAAGUGCCUUAAAUGCACUUCCAAACCUAUUCAAAAUACAUGUGCUAAUGUACCUGCCAAGCUCACACAAACCAAAGCACAUUCACUGUUGCUUUGCCCAGUGGUGACAUCUACUGGCAGAAGACAUGUUGUUGCUACCAGCCAGUGUUUUCUACAUUCAGCCUUGGUAGCUCCAGAUGUUUCCAUAGGUGUUCAUUUUCAAAAUAAACAAAGCAAGUGACUGGUAACUCCUUCUGUACCAGUUUGUUUGUGAACACUGGGAGAAUUCAUUCUAGUAAUUUGGGCAGAUCACAGCUUCAUAAGCCUUGGUUUCUCAGAGCCACUACAAAGCAGGGAACUGCUAUUUUGAGCCCCCUGAAGUGGCAAAAUGUAAGACUCUCAGUGCUCUCUGAAAACAAGAAAACAAAUUGCCUCAUUUAUGUUCUACUGACAGCUUCCCAUAGCAGCUGAUUAUACUUUCCUUGAAAGAUACUUCUCAUAUUUUGAGAAUACUUGGCUUUAGGUAAAGGUAAAAGUACCCCUGACCGUUAGGUCCAGUCGCGAACGACUCUGGGGUGGCGCGCUCAUCUCGCUUUAUUGGCCGAGGGAGCCGGCGUUUGUCCACAGACAGCUUCCGGGUCAUGUGGCCAGCAUGACUAAGCCACUUCUGGCGAACCAGAGCAGCGCACGGAAACGCCGUUUACCUUCCUGCCGGAGUGGUACCUAUUUAUCUACUUGCACUUUGACGUGCUUUCGAACUGCUAGGUUUGCAGGAGCAGGGACCGAACAACAGGAGCUCAUCCCAUCGUGGGGAUUCGAACUGCCAACCUUCCGAUCGGCAAGCGCUAGGCUCUGUGGUUUAGCCCGCAGUGCCACCUGUGUCCAUACUUGGGUUUGCGCAGGGGCAAUAAUUUAUAGGCAGAGUACAAGCAGUGCUUGCAGAAACUCCCAUGUUCAGUCAUUGGCAUCACAAAUUAAAGAAUUAUGGGUAACAAGUGGAAGGUGGUGUAGAAAUACUUAAAAUAAAAAUAAAAAGGCCCUUGAGGCCACCACCUUGCUGAAGCUAAGCAGGUCUAGUGAUUGGGUAAGAGACUGCCUCCACCUUGGGUUCUGGGAAAGGAUAUAAAUGUAAUAAAACAAAUUUGCAUAUUGGUACUCAGCACAAGGGUCAAGGUUUUUUGUUUUUAAAAAAGCUGUUCCUAUUGAUUUGGAUUGUGUUGGUGUCCAUCACUUGCAGGUGGGUGAAGUUUGAAGAAGAUGUGGAAGAUGGAGGAGAGCGUUGGAGUAAACCCUACGUUGCAACCCUCUCACUGCACAGUAUCUUUGAGCUGAGGAGCUGCAUCAUCAAUGGGAUUGUCCUUCUGGAUAUGAACGCAAGCACCAUCGAAGAAAUUGCAGGUGCCUGUUAAGGAUGAUUAAAAAGGAAAGGAACAGAGUCAGCUUAAGGUGGAGUGGAGCCCGGGGCAGAAAAUCCAAAAGGCAUCCUUCUUUGCAUACAGCAGACCCCAAUUUCACCGCCCGGCACCUUUUCUUAGUAGUGGGAUGGAGAUUAGAAGGAUGUUUUUGCCAGAGACCCUGGAGGGCUGUCAGCAGUCAAGCAGGCAGUUCUGAGCCGUAUAUGGGCCAAGGGUAAAAGGCAGCUUCAUACAUUCAUAUUAAAGGUAAAGGGACCCCUGACCAUUAGGUCCAGUCGUGGCCGACUCUGGGGUUGUGGCGCUCAUCUUGCUUUACUGGCCGAGGGAGCCAGCAUACAGCUUCCGGGUCAUAUGGCCAGCAUGACUAAGCUGCUUCUGGCGAACCAAUGCACAGAAACACUGUUUACCUUCCUGCUGGAGCGGUGCCUAUUUAUCUACUUGCACUUUGACGUGCUUUUGAACUGCUAGGUUGGCAGAAGCUGGGACCGAGCAACGGGAGCUCACCCCAUCGCGGGGAUUCAAACCACUGACCUUCUGAUCAGCAAGUCCUAGGCUCUGUGGUUUAACCCACAACGCCACCUGCGUCCCUAUAUAUUCAUAUUAGAGAAGGGCUAAAACCACCCCAUUUUGGCUUCCAGAAAUGGGGGCAUAAUUUUUGGAGUGGGGUGAUGAAAUUGUAUGAAUGGUUUCUGGGGGAGGGGGGUUAUUGCCAUGUCAACUAGAGACUUUCUCUUUCCUGGUUUUUUUUCUGUGUAAAAAAAUGCAAGGUGCACCAAUGGUGACAGAGCAGAGAUUGGAGAGGGAGGGAGGGGGGGUACAGAGAGAAAGAAAGAACUGGUUGCCAUCAUGUCCCACUCACCUGAAACUAUUGCAACUAUUUGGCUCCCCACCCCAAAAUUUGCCAAAACACCCCCAGGCAGGAAUGGUAAAAUCAUGGGAGGGGUGGAUUUUGACUUAGCCCUAGUCGGUAUGUGUGGCCAGUUAAGAGUUACGUGAGUGUAAUUUCCUGAUCUGGACCUUGUGCUGCAUAUGAAUCAAUAAACUCUCCACCACAAGGAGUUCCAAAGUUUUACUGCAAACAGUCUUUAAACCUAUUACAAAGAAUCAUUUCAAAUAUCAAUCAACACAUUGCUCUUAAACAACUAUCAAUGCAGUCCAGUUUUCUUUCAGUUCUUACUUGUUAGUAUAGUCCAAUAACUACCAUCUUUUUCUGUGUGUUAGACGAGGUUUUAUGACUCAGAAAUCAUGGGGUCGUCCAAUACAUGGAUAGUGGCAUGGGGGGGGGGGGGGAGAGAAGCGGCGAAAUGGGACUUCCGGGUCAGCGCCAUUGGUGAAUGGCGGAGUUCCUCCGACCGGAGGAACGGGCUCCGUGGAAACUGGGUCUUCCCGCCGCGGCGAAGGUGGGGACCCACUAGAAAUCCCAGGCGGAGGAAGCCUGGGAACGUAGGGUUCGGCAGGGCACCAGAAGCGCCCCCUACUCGCGGGGAAUCCCAUCUAGGGGCUCCGGUGCGAAGUGGGGUGAGAAGCGCGGUGCUACGAACUGACUGCUACUUUCACGGAGUGAAGCCGCACAGCCAUUGCCAGAGAGCGCUGACUUUUUCCUGUGGACAAUUGGACUUAAAAAAAGUACCUGUGAGUAGAAACGGAAAAUUUGAUCAAGAAAUUGUUUAAUUUGGUAUUGAAGCGGGAAGGUGCAAACAGGAAGUCCGCCUUCUGCUUUUUGUAUAUAGACUAAAGCAAAAAUUUUGCAAGCUAAAGCCGGGAAGCUGUCAAAAAAGACUAAAUUUCCUUCAUUCAGAAUCACUGAAACCCCCCUUGGAAGCAGGAGAAAAGGGGGGGGGGACUCUGUUUAACCCUAGCAGGAGAGGGAGUGAAGAAGGAUAAGUUUCCACCGUCUCUAACCUGGGAACGGGGUGUCAGAGACAGAAACUGUUGGAGAGGUUCAUUGACUGUGAACGUAAUACUUUGACAGAUAGCUAAUGAAGAGAAACAAGUUGAUUCUAAUGUUGCCUUUUGCAUUUUAAAGAAACAAAAUACCUGAAAAACAUCUGAAAUAUCUGAAAAAUGAAUGUAACUUUCCUUUGUCUUCAAAAAAAAAAUAAAUGGAUACAAAUAGAUUGUCUCCUCUAGAGGGAGCUUGCUAAAUUGUUGCUGUAGUAUAUUUGAGACCCAACAUCUGUGAGAUUAAGACCGUGGGAACAGUCUUUUCUGACCUUGAACAAAGAUGAGCUGGGAGGAAGACUGGGUGCUUGCUUUAUGCAAGACAAAUGCUUUGCUGGAACAGAUGCAUGAGAAGAUGGACUUGAUGAAUGAGAAAAUGGAUUUGACUGUUGUGGUUAAUAACUAUGGACAAACAGGGAACAUUGAUACAGAAAUCAUUCAGGAACCAACCUAUGAAUCUGUACUGACUGGGCAAGUGCAGAUGACAAUGGAGGAGGAUGCGGCUGCACCUCAAAUAGUACAAAUGGAGAGACCCGAGGCCCUACAGGAGCAUAAGCCGCUGUUAUUGAAGAUUGAAGUUGGAGUGGGCCAAGGGGAGUCUGGAGAUGAGGAGGUUCCUAGCUUUGGAGAGAUCUUGAAAUUUGAUUUUAAAUACAUUUUGGAUUAUAUCGAGGACUGUGGAGAGUGGGACUGUGGGGAAUGGGCGAGCUGGAUGAAGGGUGAUGGAGACAAUUUUGGGUUGGAAUCCCCCAGAGACCUACUCCUCAGUGAGAAAGGAAAGAAACUAAGACAGAGACCAACAAAAGACAAGGAAAAGGGCAAGCACAAACAAGAUGAAGAAGAAUUGCAGAAGGGACAUGGAAGAGACUUAAGGGCCUCGGACAUAAGGCUUCCAGGUUGAUGGACUAGAUGGAAUGGACAGUAAGGACUGACACGACCCGAGACCAGGAAGAAGAGACGCUGGAUGAUGAUUGGAAGAGAAUUUAUAAUGGAAAUUUUUUAUUUUAGAAUCAGCUUAAUGAAUAUUAGGGAAAAUGUGGGAAUGAAACUAUAUGACUCUAGCAGAAAUGAUAUCAGGAGCUAUGUAUAUUUGAAAACUAAGAUUUAAGUCUUAAGGUACUUAGGGGUAAGAUAAGGUUAAAUAAAUUAAGGUAAUUUGAAUAACAGAAUAUGGGGAAAGAUGGAAAGGAUUUGUUGAGUUAAUAGGUUAAAUUGUUAAGAUAAAUUUUAUAACAAAAAUUGAGAAAGAUGGAAAGAAUUUGCUGAAAUAAUUACUAAACUAGAAUACAAAAAGGGAGGUGUGAGGAGGUCAAUGAAACAAGCAAAUGGAAAUUAUGGUUAUGCAAUUUGGGAUUUGUGUUUUUUUCCCUCUUUUUUUCUUCUUUUUUACUCUCUUUUGCUGUAUUGUCCAUUUGGUUUUUAUAUUUUGUGCUUUUCUCUUUUUUUCUUUUUUUUUGUAUUGUAGUGUUGUUUUUUAUUUUUUAUUUUUCUUGUAAUCCUGAAAUUAUCCAUAAAUAUUAUUUUUUUUAAAAAAGAGAAGCGGCAAAUCUGCCUGCCAGCCGGUUGGUGGAAGUGCAACUUCCCCCGAUGCUGCUGUGUGCGGGAAACGAUCUAGGGAGUGUUUCCUGCCCGCAGCUGUGGGGGGGGGGGGGAGAAGGUCAACAACUUUGGGCCACUCCCCUCAUUUUCUUAAAAUUGAGUCCUGAAAAACAGGGGGAUCUUAUACAUGGAGGUGUCUUAUAGAUGAAAAAAUACGGUAUUCUCUCUCUGGUUACAGAGAGAGAUUCAGAAAAGCAAGCUACUUAUUCAAUAUGCUUUUUGCUUCCAAAAGAGAUCCAGACUCUCAGGGAUAAGUAAUCAAUUAACAUAACAUUGAAACAUUAGUGCACCAUUUGCGCUUGUUACAGUUCUCUGUAAAAUAGAUAUUCUGCAAAUGCAAACCUCCACAUAUCAUUUUAGACACAUUAAAUUCACAUAUUUUACAUGGCCCUGGUCAGGUUGGCUUGCAACCUCAAGAUUUCCGCUGAGUCUGAGAAAAUUGUUACGGCUCUUCAUGAUUUUGUCAUGGUUGUUACAAGUGGAGUGCACUUUCCAGCAAAAAUAUGUGUGUGUGUUGCAUGCUACGUAUUUCUACUAAACUGUGCUAAAAAUGAUAUAUAUAUAUUUUAAAAUGCAAAUGUUUCGCUAGCUUUCAUGACGAUGACUUUUUAUUUUUUUUAAAACACCAUCAAACCUGAACUCACACCAUUGACAGCCUUGUGAGACUUGCCCAUUAAGGAGUUUAUUAAGAUAUUAUUGCCAAAGCCCAGGUUUGCUGUGGGAAAUGCUAUCUUUGUUUGCUGUAACAGACUCUAGUCAUCCUCUGCAGGAAAGUACCGUAUUUUUCGCCCCAUAGGGUGCACCGGCCCAUAGGGCGCACCUAGUUUUUUUGGGGGGGAAUAAAGAAAAAUCCCCCCCAGGCGAGGGGCUGGGGCGGGGGAAGCCCGAGCUUCCCCCGACCCCAGCCCCCAGAACAGGCUGCUAUCCGCAAGCCCUGGGAGCCCGGCGCGACUUCCCGCCAGGCUCCCACAGCUUGCGGAGAGCUACCCGAAGCCCGGGGUGCGCUCCGCUAUGCGCCCCGGGCUUCGGGCAGCAGACUGCUAUCCGCAAGCCUAGGGAGCCCUGUGGGAACUCCCGCGGGCUCCCCAGGCUUGAGGAUAGCUUCCUGGAGCCUGGAGAGUGAGAGGGGUCGGUGCGCACCGACCCCUCUCGCUCUCCAGGCUUCAGCGAAAGCCUGCAUUCGCCCCAUAGGACGCACACACAUUUCCCCUUCAUUUUUGGAGGGGAAAAAGUGCAUCCUAUAGGGCGAAAAAUACGGUACAUACACUUGUGAGUGACGGAGAAACUGCCCUGAGCUGUUAAAAUCUGCACGUUUUGGAACUCUAUGAACUUCAAGCUUACAUGGCUGCCUGGAAAAUAGAAAGUUGCUUCAGACAUUUUUGUAGCAUUCGUUUUCAGUUGCUCUUUUGCCUGAUAACCAAAGUCAUGUCUUAAUGGAAGAGUCAGUGGAAAACUUAAUGGAGCUUUCUUAAUUUUUUCCUUCCAGGAAAGUAGCUUUGUAGAAAUGGGCUCUGGAUUGACAAGAUUCCAUUCAAGCCCUCUGGUAUCUGAUAAUUCUGAGCACAUUUCCUUCCCACAAGGCUUACCAAUAUCAGUCAAUUACGCAAGAUAUUUCAAUGAGGCAUUGUGGUGCAGAUUGCUUUUUAUUUGAUUAGAUGCGCAGAGAAAUAAAACUGACUCAGAUUGUGGAAGCAAACUGCAUUAUAUUGAAUGGGGUUGCAGAUGCAUUAUUUAGACUGUGCUUUAGCGUUUCAGCAAAGCUUAUUAACUGAAGGAAAACGCCUGCUUUCUCAGCAGAGACAAAGAGGGAUUGUCUACACUGCAGCCUUCUGCAUCACAAACCUGCACAUGGACUUGGCUUCUGUGGCUUCACAUCUGGCAUAUACCGUAUUUUUUGCUCCAUAGGGCGCACUGGACCAUAGGGCGCACCUAGUUUUUAGGGGGGGAAAUAAAGAAAAAUUGCUGUCUUGGCUUCCUCUUUAGCCACGCGCAACCUCUCCAGCCGGGAGAAGCUGUGCGCAGCUUUGUUUUUAGCCGCGGGGCUCCCAAAACAGGUCCAGGAGCGGCGGCGAGAUUGCGCGCAACCUCGCCACCGUUCCUGGGGCUUGUAGCUGUGGGGCUGGGACAGGGGAAGCCCAAGCAACCUCACCGCCGCUCCCGGGGCUUGUAGCCAUGGGGCUGGGACGGGGGAAGCCCGAGCUUCCCCCAACCCCAGCCCCCAGAACAGGCAGCUAUCCGCAAGCCUUCUGAGCCCGGCGGGAACUCCUCUCGCUCUCCAGGCUUCAGCGAAAGCCUGCAUUCGCUCCAUAGGAAGCACACACAUUUCUCCUUCAUUUUUGGAGGGGAAGAAGUGCGUCCUAUAGAGCGAAAAAUAUGGUAUAUGUUUUAGAGAGCCAAGGACUUAGACUGUUUAUAGAGAAGAGGAAUAGCUUGUGUUCGAGUGAUGUUUCUCUGGCACAUAGGAACACAGAAUCAAACCAUGGGCCCAUUUAGCUCAGUAUUGUCUGCACUGACUGGCAGCAGCUGUCCAGGGUUUUAGGCAGGAGUCUUUGCUCGCCUUACCUGAAGCUGCCAGGGAUUGAACAUGGAAGCCACUGAGCUAUGUUUUUUGUUUAAUUUUUAUUAAUUUUUAUUAAGUUUUUCAUAUUUUAUUACAUUUCAGUAUCAAAGAAUUAGAGAAAAUAAUAAUAAUAAUAAUAAUAAUAAUAAUAAUAAUAAUAAUAAUAAUUCAUGACUUAAAACAUUGCUUAAAUAAAGCAUCGACCUCCUUCCUUCCCUCUAACGGACUUCCAUAUCUCAUUACCGAUUUCUCCACAUUCCCAAAUUCACUUUUUUACCUUAAAUCAAUCUUUUAAAAAUCACCUCCUUAUAAGUAAAUCAGCUCCUUAAUUUCCCAUUACCAAACAUUUCAACUUAAACCUACAAAUGUAUUCAACUGUUUACAACUUUCUUUCAUAUAGAGUACAAAUUUGCCCCAGUUCUUUUGAAACAAAUCAACAUGGCGAUUUUGAAUCUUCCCCAUCAGCUUCGCCAGCUCCACAUAUUCGACCAUCUUUACUUGCCAAUCUUCCAAUGUGGGGAGUUCUUGUUGCUUCCAUUUCUGGGCCAGGAGUAUUCUUGCGGCCGUUGUUGCAUACAUGAACAAAUUUACAUCUUUCACUUGAAUUUCCUCAAUUAGCCCCAACAGGAAAGCCCCUGGUUUUUUUACUGAAAUUAUACUUAAAUACCUUUUUCGAUUCAUUAUAUAUAGUAUCCCAAAAGGCUUUAAUCUUGGAGCAAGUCCACCACAUGCUAUGUUAUAUUUUCACUGUUUUAUCUUCAGCAUUAUUGGGGAAAAGAUUACAUGCCUGCCACACUUGGAGGGUGGAAAUGGAUAUCCUACACAAUAGCUGUUAAAGCACAGAGACUGUCAUAGGCCAUGAAUUAAGGCAAUUUGUUGUUAUUCUCCAGGAAAUUCAGGGUAGAGAGCAUCAGUGCUGAACUAACCUGAUGACUGGAUGGUAAGAAUGGGUGCCACUCCCCACAGUCUGGAGCUCUCACAUCCUUAAGCACCUACAACAUGAUUACUACCAGUCUGUUCUAACUCAGGAACAAAGGAUCCUGCAGGCAAAGGACCACAGGACCACAGGCCCUCUGGGGUUUCUGACAGGGGUCUCUCCCAAACUCUGCCUGGGGAUGGUGGGGGUUGAACCUGGGACCUUCUGCAUGGAAACCAGAUGUUCUGUCAUUGUGCCAUAGCCUUUCCCCUCAAGUCCCCUUACAAGUUGUUCCUGUAGCUCAGUGGUAGAUCACUGGUCUUGGGUUGACUCCCUGUCAUCUCUACAAAGAGUAAAGAACCUUCAACUCCCAUAAUUCCUGGCUGAGACUAAUUGGGAGUUGGGAGUUCAACAAUGAAUGGUGGGCCACAUAUUCCGUACCUCUGAUGUAGGAAACACUGGAAGUCAGGGCUAAGAAAGGUCUCUGUUCAGGACCAUGGAGAGCUGCUCUAUUCAGUGUCGCUAGGUGGUCCUGGGUUCAGUAGAGCAGUGGUCUAUGAACAUAAGGCUGCACAUGGUAUGCUUUCUUUUCUUACACUUAAAAAUCUCAUGAAAAUUGCACACAACCCCACCCAUCCCCUACUCUCACACAACAUUCCUUCGUCUCCUGUCAGUUCCAUCUUGUCAUUCCUCUGGUUGUAUUUUGCUUUCCACGCUGGCUCUAGAGCCACCAAUAGUUAUUUUCCUUUCUUGGUUUAGAUGGGUUUUUUUAAAAUACAUUUUAAUUAAUUUUAACAUUCAAAUUAUAAAACGUACCGCACAAUUUAUUACAAAUACAAUCUUAUUGGACUUCCAUCAGCACCUCUGAUGAUCCUCCGUCUUAACCAUUUCUUAUGCAUUUCGUAACUUUGUGUUGUCUUUACAUCUCUUAACAUAACAUCUCCCCUUCUCCAUUUUUACAAUACUUCCAAUAUUACUCCUCACAGAACUUCUUGCAAACCUACAAACGUCGUCUGGCCAUCACAAAUACUUUUCAAUUAAUUCGUAAAUUUACUCCAGUCUUUGGUAAAUUUCUGGUCCCGCCGGUUUCGGAUCCUUCCUGUUAGUUUGUCUAAUUCUGCAUAGUUCAUUAACUUCAUCCUCCAUUCUUCAAUGGUUUAGAUGGGUUUUUGAAAAGGUCUGGACAAAUUCUUGGAGAGUAGGGUUGCUGUUGGCCAUUAGUCAUGAUAGCUAAAGGGAACCUCCAUGUUUAGAGGCAGUUUCUCUCUGCAUAACACAUGCUGGGGACAGAGAAGAGGAAUGGCUUGCUUGUGAGCUUCCCACAUAUAUCUGGCUCCACUUAAAAACAGUGAGACAAACCCAGUGGAACUGGGUGUGAUCCGGUAAGGGCAUUUUUGACAUUCUUUCACUACUAAGGGCCAAGUUAGAUGUUAUAUUAAUUUUACUGUUGCAUUAAAAGAUGCCAGUAGCAGCUGCUAUGUGUACAUUGAAAAUUGCGGUAAGCCCUCAAUUUACUCUGGGUUUCAUUCUGGGGAUCAUGCCUAAAGCCAAAAUUAUGUAUAGUCAAAAUCCAUUGGGUUCAGCGGCAGGCAGGAUCCCCUCCCCAGAACCCCACCUCCUUUUCGUCGUCGUUUAGUCGUUUAGUCGUGUCCAGCUCUUCGUGACCCCAUGGACCAGAGCACGCCAGGCACUUCUGUCCUCCACUGCCUCCCGCAGUUUGAUCAAACUCAUGCUGGUAGCUUCAAGAACACCAUCCAACCAUCUCAUCCUCUGUCGUCCCCUUCUCCUUGUGCCCUCCAUCUUUCCCAACAUCAGGGUCUUUUCCAGGAGUCUUCUCUUCUCAUGAGGUGGCCAAAGUAUUGGAGCCUCAGCUUCACGAUCUGUCCUUCCAGUGAGGACUCAGGGCUGAUUUCCUUAAGAAUGGAUACGUUUGAUCUUCUUGCAGUCCAUGGAACUCUCAAGAGUCUCCUCCAGCACCAGAAUUCAAAAGCAUCAAUUCUUCGGCGAUCAGCCUUCUUUAUGGUCCAGCUCUCCUCCUUUUCACUCCCUUUUAAAUGAAUUAUUUUUUUUGCUACACACAUAAAGCUGAAUGUGCACAAGUUAAAUGCAUGCAAGUGGAGGACUUACUGUACUGGGAUCGCAGCUGAUGGGAGAGUGCAAGCCUCUUCUCCAUUUUUUGCAAUCCUGAGAAAAUUUGGUCCUCCCGAGCUGCUGUUGGAAGGAAAGCUCUCAUUGGCUCUCGCAACUGGUCUGACAGCUGUGACCAUUCCUGGACCAAGAAAGCUUGGCCACAGUAGUUCAUACAUGGGUUAAUUCAAGACUGGAUUACUGCAGUGCUGUCAAGCGUGAGAGUUCCUCUUUCCCCUUCGGUAGCUCACAGAUAAGAAUUAAUGAGCAGUUGAUAGAUUUAUAGUCCUUUUAUUACAGCAUCAUGUUGCAAGCACAAACAGAGAACCCUCCGCAAGGAGAUCAGUUGCCUACUCUGAAUCCUCCUUCUGACCUCCUCAACAAGGGGGUGCCAAUGGGAAGUUCCUCCCCCUCUUUGCCUCCUUUGUUCUCUGAUAUGUUCAGACCUCAGAGUCCAUGGGGAGGGUGGUUCUCCCCCACUCUCAGUUGAUGUGUCUUCCAGCUGCCCCCUCCCUUCUGGAUCUCUUAGCAUUAUCUCGUAGCUGGGUAAAAAGGUAAAGGUAAAGGACCCCUGAUAGUUAAGUCCAGUCGUGGACGACUCUGGGGUUGCACGCUCAUCUCGCUUUACUGGCCGAGGGAGCCGGCAUUUGUCCGCAGACAGUUUUUCCGGGUCAUGUGGCCAGCAUGACUAAGCUGCUUCUGGCAAAACCAGAGCAGCGCGCGGAAACGCCGUUUACCUUCCCACCGGAAUGGUACCUAUUUAUCUACUUGCAUUUGACGUGCUUUCAAACUGCUAGGUUGGCAGGAGCUGGGACUGAGCAAUGGGAGCUCAUCCUGUCGCAGGGAUUCAAACCACCGACCUUCUGAUCGGCAAGCCCUAGGCUCUGUGGUUUACACCACAGCACCACCCGCAUAACUGGCUUACUCCUCCUUAAUCUGUUUAGCUUCUGUGUCUGCCUCUCUCUCUGCUUCUGAAAAUACUAGAGGUGAGCCCCCCCCCGAAUAUUCCCCCUCCUCUUCUGAGAGGAGCUGAUCUGCCUGCGACUGCAUUCCUCAAUCUUCAGAUCCAGACCAUUCCCUGACAAACGCGCUGUAUGUGGGGCUUCCCUUGUGCUUGAUCUGGAAGCUGCAGUUAGUGCAAAAUGCUGUGGCACCAUUGGUGACAGGAGUGAGACCUUGUCAGUCCUGUGCUGAGAGGUCUGCAUUGGUUGCCAGUUUGCUACUGGACCAAAUUUAAGGUGUUAUUAUUAGUAAAUAACCACUAAUAACCUUAACCACUUGGAACCAGUUUACGCACAAGAUUGCUUUAACUCAUAUAUGACCACUCAGCCACUUCAGUCUGUGGAACUGGCAUUUGUAAGAAACCAGUCUUUAAAUGUGGCAGUAUCUACACUCUGAAACUCCUUCCUAUUGACACUAGGCAGGUACCUUCACUGCACUCUUUGGGGCACCUGCUAAAAACAUUUUUCUUUAGACAAGCCUACCCAGACCUGGACAAUGUUGAUGUAUUAAUCUGUAUUUAUUUGACUGCCAUCAAAAAAAAUAUUUUCAAUUGAUGUUUAUAACUGUUUUCACUGUGGAUUUUAUUGUUUAUUGUCUUUGUUGAACUUCUUUGAGGUUUUAUGUGUGUGUAUAUAUAUAUAUAUAUAUAUAUGUAUGUAUGUAUAUAUGGUAUAUAUAUAAAGCAAUCAAGUGGUUUAUAAAUUUUAUGAAUUGCAAUAAAUGAAUGGUGCUAAAAAUGUUAAUGACUUGGAGUUUCUCCCUUUCAGACAUGGUUCUGGAUCAAUAUGAACCUUCUGAGGAGAUUGAUAAGAAAACCCGUAAAAAAAUCUGGGAAGCCCUUUUGAGGAGUCAUCACCAUCAGAAUGGAAAGAAGAAAAACAUCCUCCCAAUUGUCCGCUCUUUAGCUGAUGUCUCCCAGAAAAAAACUGAACCUCCCUCGACAGAUAAAGCAGGUGAGAGUCCCUGGAGGUCUGUACGGUCUGGUUGAAUUAGCACAAUAACCUGUUCAUCUCUAUCAUGCCUGCCUAGCAUCCAACCAGUCUUCUCAGUGCCACCUUUGUUCUGUUAUGGAGUCCAGGGCAACAUACACAUGGUUCCCAGGAGGUCUCGCAUCCCGACAUAGACCUGCUUAGCUUUAGCAAGUUGGUGCGCUUGUUUGCCUUCAGGUGCUACUCUGCGACCCUUAUUCUGGCUAAUUUGUCCUCCAGCACUAAAAAGGUAAAGGACCCCUGACAGUUAAGUCCAGUUGCGAACGACUCUGGGGUUGCGGUGCUCAUCCCGCUUUACUGGCCGAGGGAGCUGGUGUUUGUCUGCAGACAGUUUUUCCGGGUCAUGUGGCCAGCAUGACUAAGCCACUUCUGGCAAAACCAGUGCAGCACAUUUACGGCAUUUACCUUCCCGCUGGAGCGGUACCUAUUCAUCUACUUGCACUUUGACGUGCUUUCGAACUGCUAGGUUGGCAGGAGCAGGGACCGAGCAACAGGAGCUCACCCCAUCACGGGGAUUUGAACCGCCAACCUUCUGAUCGGCAAGUCCUAGGCUCUGUGGUUUACACCACAGUGCUACCCGUGUCCUUACCCACCAGCACUACCUGGGUUCUAAUAUUAAAGGGCACUAGGGAGGUCAUUGGCUCAUUUGGGCAAUACUCACCACCCCCUGUCCCCAACUUAACCUAGCACAUGGAGCAGAAGUGAGUGCAUACAACUCUCCUGCGCUGCCUCUGCUGUCGUUGCUUGAAAAUGCAGAGACUGGUCAUCUGAUCUACCGUAUUUUUCGCUCUAUAAGACACACUUUUUCCCUCCUAAAAAGUAAGGGGAAAGGUGUGUGCGUCUUAUGGAGUGAAUGUAGGCUGUGCGGCUAUCCCAGAAGCCAGAACAGUGAGAGGGAUCGCUGCGCAGUGCUCCCUCUUGCUGUUCUAGCUUCUGGCUUAGCCCCUCAGUCCCUUCCCCCACCUCCUGGAAAAGCCCCCAAGAGCUGCGCUUCCUUUAAAGAGCCGCGCGGAGCAUGUGUGCAGCUCUUGGGGGCUUUUCCCCGAAGAGGGAGAAGGGCAGCCUGUCAGUGAUGGGCUGCCCUUCUCCCUCCUCGGGGAAAGACCCUCAAGCGCCGCGCACACGCUCCACGCGGCUCGUGAAAGGGAGCGCUGAGCAGAGCCUGGGAUGCAGACAGGCUCUGCUCAGCGCUCCCUUUAAAUAUUUUUUCCCCCUUGCAUUCCCCCUCUAAAAACUAGGUGCGUCUUAUGGUCAGGUGCAUCUUAUGGCUCGAAAAAUACGGUAAUCCUGCAUAUUGUGUGCAAAUUGUGUAAAUGAAAAUCAGCCUUCUGAUUUGCACGAGAGCGGGAUUAAAUCAGAAGAUCUGUUCCAAGUGUUCAGGCAGAGAAGGGGACAGCAUACAAAGUGGCAAGGAAGGAGCUAUGUGCACUUGUUUCCUUAUGUACGUUGGGUUGGUGGGAUUGUUGUCCAAACUGGUGUUGGCACUAACUUGCCUUAUACACCCAGUCGAUAUCUGUGGUCUGCUGGAGAGCAUCUCCUGCAAAUGCCAGAGGACUCAGAAGCCCACUCUGGUGUGGCUGCCCCUGUUCUGUGCUUCAUGGAAAUAGACGAAAACAUUUUUGCCACCCCGAGUGGAUAAAUGGGUCUUUCCCACAAGUGUUCACUUGCUAUAGUUUUGGUCUUGUUUUUGUCUUGUGUUUACUGUUCAGUAAAAUGUGUUUACUGUUCUUGUGUUUUUAACUGUUUUUAUCCACUUUGUGGGUAAAUCGCAUCAAGGUGGUGGUUUAGAAUAAUUGUAAUUACAGUAGCAAUACAGUGGUACCUCAGGUUACAUACGCUUCAGGUUACAUACGCUUCAGGUUACAGACUCCGAUAACCCAGAAAUAGUGCUUCAGGUUAAGAACUUUGCUUCAGGAUGAGAACAGAAAUCGGGCUCCCGCGGUGCAGCAGCAGCAGGAGGCCCCAUUAGCUAAAGUGGUGCUUCAGGUUAAGAACAGUUUCAGGUUAAGAACGGACCUCCGGAACAAAUUAAGUACUUAACCUGAGGUACCACUGUACUCUUUUUUUAAAUUUAAUUUUUUUAAUUCCUUUUUUGUUGAUACACCGAGAAAAAAAAGGAAGAAAAGCAAAAAUACAAAUGAAAAUAAUAAUGAACACAAAAUUAUUUACAAAACCAUAAAGCAAGAUUUGGUCUUUGAACUAUAGGCCCGACCUCCUGUCUAUUCCUUACUUCAAUUAUAUAUUACUUGCUGCCAAUACACAUUUUUAUCAUAAUUUAACUAAUCCUUAAUUUGUCUUAGGUCUCACGUCUUUCUUAAAGCUCCUACUGAAAUUAUUCGAAUGCUGUGACAGAGUUUAAACUGCUGUAAUUAUUUUUCAACUAUACUUUAAAAACCUCCCAUUUUGAGACAAAUUCCUGUUUUGGUUUGUUCUUUUUCCCCCCCGAUACACUAUCUAACUCCGCAUAUUCUGUCAAUUUUGGAGUCCAUUCAUGAAUAGAGGGGAUUUCAUCACUCUUCCAUUUUGCAGCAAUAAGAACUCUUGCUGCAACUGUAGCAUAUAAAAAGAUACCCUUCAUUUUUUCCAGAGUAGCAAUACUCUUAAUGAAGAAGCACCAUCCACAUAAAAUUGGAUAUGUGGGUGAAAACAAAUGCUUCAUGUAAUUUUUGCUGAGAAAAGUAUGUGUGUGUGUGUGUGUGUGUGAGAGAGAGAGAGAGAGAGAGAGAGAGAUUUCAUGCAUAUAAAUGUGCACUUGGUGAAAAUGUAUCUAUAGACGGUGAUAUUCUGAAACUAAGCAUUAACAUACAAUUUCAUCUAGAAUUAUUUCUCUUCAUUUCUUCCUAGGAGUGAGUUCACCAAGUGCUCCACCUCCUCCAGGCUUGGACGCUAAGAAUGGAAUAAUCCAUGAUAUCACCCCAACAGACUUAACUAAGGUGCAAUCUUCUUUGCUCGUCUAUUCAACUUAAACACUGUUGCUUGACUCUCGGUUUACUUAUGUUGCUAAUAAGAUACAUGAAUCCCCCAAUAAGAUUCAGUUCAAAAUUAAAACAAUAAAAUUGUGUUGUUUGGAUUGCAGAAGAAUCUUUUUUUUUUUUUUUUUAAAAGAGAGCAGUGUGAUAACGUGAACCCCUAGGGAUAUGCAAAACAGUUUCAAAGAGUACACAGCAGAUUUUUAUAUUUUUUAUUUAUCAUAGUAGAACUUUUAUUUUGUAUUAUAUAUAAUAAAGCAAUACCGUAUAUUGCUGUAGUGCAGGCAUUGCCAAACUUGGCCCUCCAGAUGUUUUGAGACUACAGUUCCCAUCAUCCCUGACCACUGGUCCUGUUAGCUAGGGAUGAUAGGAGUUGUAGUCCCAAAACAUCUGGAGGGCCACGUUUGGCCAUGCCUGCUGUAGAGGUAUGUAGAGUAGAGCUGUAAAAGCAAAUUGCUGCCUGGAAGCAGAUGGCCAUUAUAGACUGUCUCUUGCUAGAUUAUUGACACAUAGUCCUGGUCCAUAGUGUUUUAAAUGUAUGGUGAAUGCGCAGCCGUACACUUAUGGCGUGGGCAUUUUCACGGGAGAGACAGUAGGUGAGAGAAGGGUUGAUGAUUCCUCACUGCUUGCCAGUUCUUCCCUGCAAUUGUCCUUUCUGCCCCUGUUUUACUAUGACAAGUGGACUCAGGUUUUCCUUGCAAGAAAUAUCUCUGCCCUCUCAAUUUGCUGUUCUUGAUCAAUUGACCAGUGUGGAAUGGUCAGUUAGGUAAAGGCAGGCAGAUCUCUGGUUUCCUGUAACAGGAAUAUUUAUUAUGAAGGUGCAAUUGUUUGUUUGUUUUUUAAUGAAUACAUUUGAUGUAUUCUUGAUCAGAUAAGUCUUGAUGGCUUAUCUGAUCCCUUGUUACCCUGCAAAAAAGAAAAAAGUCAAAGUCAGUGAAGAUGGAGUAUCCCCAAAAUUAUGUAUGAAAAGGUGGAAUAAGCCAAUCAAAGUUCAUAUAUACAAUAUAACAGAGUGGUAGCGAGGACUGUCAAGCCGUGUGUUCAAAACAGAUGUCUAAGGACAGUCUCACAAUAGUCUUUCAAAAGUUUCAACAGAAGACGUAUUGAUAGACUUUACUUUUGAAACUUUUGAGACGUCUUCUGUUAUUCCUAUAAUUUGAAUGAUAUCAUUAUUCUGUUAUAUAUUCUCUACUAACUAUUAGCCUGAAUGUUGUGUUUGGUUCUUAUUGCAACACAGGGGUUUGUUUUGCGUGAAAAGGAGGAGUGCCUUGUCUGGGUGGGCGAAAAUGCUGGUCAAAUUGUAUCUCAGCCCUAGAAAUUAUGCCCUGUUCUUUGGAAUUAGGCAGAGCUUCAUUUUAUGAAGAAGAUUCCCACUGGAGCAGAAGCCUCAAAUGUUCUCGUGGGAGAGCUGGAUUUUCUUUCUCGACCGGUUAUUGCCUUUGUGCGCUUAUCACCAGCCGUUCUUCUCCCAGGCAUGACUGAAAUUCCUCUUCCUACCAGGUAAGAGUUGUUGUUACUGUUGUUUUGUUGGUUGUUGUUGUUGUUUAGUCGUUUAGUCGUGUCCGAUUCUUCGUGACCCCAUGGACCAGCGCAUGCCAGGCACUCCUGUCUUCCACUGCCUCCCGCAGUUGGGUCAAACUCAUGCUGGUAGCUUCGAGAACACUGUCUAACCAUCUCAUCCUCUGUCGUCCCCUUCUCCUUGUGUCCUCCAUCUUUCCCAACAUCAGGGUCUUUUCCAGGGAGUCUUCUCUUCUCAUGAGGUGGCCAAAGUACUAGAGCCUCAGCUUCACGAUCUGUCCUUCCAGUGAGCACUCAGGGCUGAUUUCCUUCAGAAUGGAUAGGUUUGAUCUUCUUGCAGUCCUUGGGGCUCUCAAGAGUCUCCUCCAGCACCAUAAUUCAAAAGCAUCAAUUCUUUGGCGAUCAGCCUUCUUUAUGGUCCAGCUCUCACUUCCAUACAUCACUGCUGGGAAAACCAUAGCUUUUACUAUACGGACCUUUGUGGGACUUAGACCUGAGUAAAUAUGCACAGGAUUGCACACUCUUUCACAUUUGUUGGUGUUGUAGGCUUAACAACAACAACAACUAUUUGUGAUAAUGAGAACUUGUAUGCAUGCCUGUAAUUUGCCCAGCUGUCAUUUGCAUUUUUAUUUUCGCAGAAUUUGGAAUAUUGUGCUUAAUUAUUAUUAUUUGUCUUGGGGGGAGGAGGCAGACUGUGAUUUGAGGGCAGGCAUUGAUAUUAAUAACCCCUUUAUUAUGGGAGAAAGGCUCCAAAUUACUGAUUGAGGGACUGACCAAGUUUCUUAAAUGAUAUCUGCCUUUCCACACUUUGAGGCAAAAUUGCCAGUCAUUUCCCCCCUGCUUUUCUUCAAAUUAGGAUAAUUGAAACUUGCUGAUUGAACAAAACCUCAAAAACCCCCAAAAGAGAGUAGAAAGCAAGCAUUUCUACACAGCAGAAAACCUAUAUAAAGCAAGCAUUUAUGUUUUGUACCAUUAUGAUAUAUUUGGAAACCAGAAGUCUUGGGUGCUUGUACUUGAAGAUGUAUAUUGAUAAUGCUCUAUAUUUACUCCAGGAUAUAACAUUUGCUGCAUAAAGUGUGGAGAUGGUCUUCCUCUGGGGAACCGACCCAGAUUAAUAAUUGAGGAACCUCUAGGCUAGUGAGUAGGGAAAUCCAGAAUGUUCCUUCCCUUCUGUUCACACUUGAUAUGUUUCAUGCUGCCGCCAUUGAAACUAUUGUUGUCACAGGACAGGAAGAAGGUGCAAUGCCUGAAUUGGAAGAGAGGUUGAUGUUACCUCCCACCCCGACUUCCCCAAAAUGAAUGAGAGCCAAAGGAAGCCUGCAAGCAUGAACUAGCCCCAGUUGGCUGGGGCUGGGAGGAAAGUGAGCCUGACAAUUCAGUUUGGUGCCCCAAUGGGUUGGAGAGGGAACUUGACUCUGACAGUGUGUAUAUCUGGGAUCCCAGUCCUCUCCUCACUGUGUUCAUUAAACUACGGUUACCAGAUUUUUUCCAAUGAAUCCGGGGACACUUUUUGUUUUAAAGCUGAGUACUGUAGAUUCCGGCGUAUAAGGCUACUUUUGAACCCCAGAAAAUCUUCUCCAAAGUCGAGGUCUCCUUAUACGCCGGGUAUGGUUGUGGCAGGUGGCAACGGCUGCACGGGAGGCAGCCAGGCAGUGGCUGCGGGCUAGAGAGAAGAACCGGCGGCGACUCUUCCCACCCACCCCAUUGCAAGCCCUUGCCCUCUCACUCGCUCGCCCAUCCUGCCACCAUGGGGACAGCCGGAUAGCAGGCAGCUAUCCCGAAGCAGCAGCAACUGCGGCAGCCUCCUCUUCCCGCGGCGAGGUGGUGCGUGGCUUCGGCCAGAGCUCCAAGGAGCUGGGCAUCCCCAUAACUGCCAGAACCACCAGCCAGUAAGCACAGCCUGCCGCUUUGCUGGAUGGCCGAUCGGGGCCCGCUCACCUCGCCUCGGGCUGCUGCUAGUUGGCUGCAGGCGGGGGUGGUCUUAUAUGGCGAGUAUAUCCCAAACUUUAUAUUUUUACAGGAAAAGUUGGGGGUCGUCUAAUAUGCCCAGUCGCCUAAUACUCUGGAAUCUAUGGUAGCAACAGGGAGUCAGUAGUGGGGAUGGUGAGGCAAAAGACCCUGGGCCCAACCAAACACAUAUGCAUAUUGUAUAAAGGUGCAAAGCCCUUGUUUUGCACCCUGUGAAACAGAAAUGCACAGCUUUUUAAAAAAACUGGGCAGUGUUGCGUCGCCUGCCCAUGCCUCCUGAACCUCCUCCGAUCUGUCAAAACAAAGGGGGAAGGGAGCAGGAGAUCUGCACUGCCGGACAUCCCUGGUUCCCCUUCGGCAGGUGGUGGCGGCAGAGAGCAGCUCCUGAAGCCAGCCAGAGCCAACCGCGCUACCAGGCUGGCUCUGGGCUGCCGAGGCUGCCACUGCCACGUUUCCCGGGGACAGAUUUGCAAAUCGGGGGAUAUUCUGAGGACAGAAUUUGUCCGGGGACAGAUUUGCAAAUCUGGGGAUGUCUGGUAACUCUACAUUAAACUGCAUCACAGCAUCAUGGAUGUAGGUGGUGGGGAGGUCGUGGAAGACAGGCUUCAUCUGAGCCCAGUUUCUCUUCCCAUACUUGUGAAAUGUUACAUGUCAAUACUUGGCUAAAAGCAGGCAUCUCCAAACUCGGCCCUCCAGCUGUUUUGGGACUACAACUCCCAUCAUCCCUAGCUAUCAGGACCAGUGGUCAGGGAUGAUGGGAAUUGUAGUCCCAAAAUGGCUGGAGGGCCGAGUUUGGGGAUGCCUGCCUUAAAGGAAUGUUAACUUCUCAAAGCCUUAAAAAAUGUCUGCCCCAUUUCUCCCUAGGUUCAUGUUUAUCUUGCUGGGUCCAUUAGGGAAAGGACAACAGUAUCAUGAGAUUGGAAGGUCAAUGGCUACCCUAAUGACUGAUGAGGUACAGUAAAAUACAAAAUAUAUUUUCACCCCUUUUGUUUGCAUUGCUUUGCCUUUCUGCCAUAAUUCGAGCUUCAGAAAGAAUGUCACAAUGAUAAGAGAAUAGGAAUGCAAAACUGUUGCUAGAAAUAUGAGACAUUUUGCUCAGGCUGCUACCCAUUUUGUGAAAUUCAAUUUUUAAAACAACAAAGAAGCAGAUACAUUAACAUUAUACAUUAGAAUAAACUAUAUGAGCAUUGUUUGCAACAGAUUAUUGAAAGCAUAUAUACUUCAAUGGUCAUCCAACCCAUUCUAUAUUCAACCAUACUCUUUUUUUGAGGGAGAAGCCUUUCAUGGCCUGGUAGAAGACUUUAUACCCCAACAGCCAGCAUAUUGCUCCCGCUUAUAAGAUAAUGCAAUGAAAAAUAUGUAAUGAAAAAUAUAAUGCAAUGACAAAUAUCUUGUUACCUAUUUUUCAGGACAAACAAACCAAUAGCUGAGAUUGCAAAUUAUUUAUCUGGCAAAACAUCAUGCAAAUUUCAUAUGGCUUUGUUGUUGUUGUAUGUAAUGUAACAGACUGAUGGCUUUGUCUUGAUCUCCUGUCUACAGAUUUUCCAUGAUGUUGCUUAUAAAGCUAGGAACCGUAACGACCUUUUAGCUGGGAUUGAUGAAUUUCUAGAUCAGGCGACAGUGCUACCACCUGGAGAAUGGGAUCCAUCAAUUAGAAUUGAGCCACCAAAAAAUCUCCCUUCCCAGGUAAAUAAUGACUUUCUUCUCCGGUACACUAGAACACGAUGGCUGUGUUUUUGGAAGCGAUGCCUUUGUACUCCAUAGGUUGGUCCUUUGAUUAGGUGGACAGCGUUAAUAGUGUAAUCAAAACCAUGUUACAUUUUAAGCCUUUCCACCUGUUUGUCCACACUAGGGCCCUGAAGCAGAGUCUGUUCAGCCUUUUUGGAACAUUGAACUAUAGGGGAAAGGCCCCUGUUGUCUCUCAUAUGCUAUUGCACAUGACGUACAGGAUUUGGCUUUUGGUACCUUUGUUGUAAACAUCAUUUUUUGAGAGUUUGUCCGAUGGAAACAAAUGACUUGCUGCAGGCUGAAACAAAAGGGAAAUAAUAUGGGUGGGGCUUUUUUUCUGUCCACCAUGAACUGAAAUAAUUGAGAACAUCUGGCUUUGUCUAACCCUUUUGUCUGGAAGGAGUUGUACUAUCUGUGACCUGCCAAGCUGAAUGCAGCUCACCAGUCAUGUAGCCUGUUAGAGGCCCUUCUUCUUCUUCUUCUUCUUCUUCUUCUUCUUCUUCUUCUUCUUCUUCUUCUUCUUCCUUGACUGUCUAGACCAGGCUUCCUCAACAUUGGCCCUCCAGAUGUUUUGAGACUACAAUUCCCAGCAUCCCUGACCACUGCUCCUGCCAGCUAGGGAUCAUGGGAGUUGUAGGCCAAAAACAUCUGGAGGGCCGAGGUUGAGGAAGCCUGGUCUAGACUGCUAAUGCACUUUUCAGAGCAGAAUACACUGAGUUGAGUUGGAGUGUUCACCUAUUAUGGUGGAAGAAUGUGGCCGACUUGGCUCACAUUUGUAGUCUUUUGUUGCAAAUUUGCGACUCCAUCACCCAUAUAUAGCUUUAAAUGAUUUCAGUCAUUCUCCCUUGCUGCCCUUUUGCCUAGAACCCCAUCUCAUUUCCUUCUUUCAAAUUCCACCCUACAGAAAUUAUGCACAAAGAUAAUGAACCCGUUGGGUGAUUGCUUCAGUGUCAGGACAGAGGACAGCCUGCCAUAAAUAUAGCAUGCCUUCAUAGGCAGAACACUGAUUGACUCAAUCCACUGUCUAUUGCUUCUUUCUUUCCUUAUUUUCACUUUCUUAGUUCCAUUGAAGCACAAAUGCUGUUUUCAUGUUUGGAUUGGCUCCAGUUACUUUCACUCAGUUAAUGAACUCUUCCUUGAUUCCUUGGAUAGAAAUUAAUGGGGUUGUUCAUAAUGUUCCCACUUUAUCAGGAAAAGAGAAAGUUACAGGGAACACCAGGAGCCCCUAAUGGAAGCAUUAGCCAAGAGGACGCAGAAGAUGAUCAUGGUGGGCCAGAACUCCAGCGAACGGGAAGGUAUGUUCUAGGUGCCUCAAAUGGUUUCUGCUAAAGGCCACCUUCCCUCUUCCAUAGCACUAGAGCUUGCAGAGUGUUUAUGGUCAUCCAACAAAAUUGGCAGUAGAUUCAAGGCAGACAAAAUAAACCACAAUUCUUCACACAACAGGUAAUUUAACGUAUGACCUUCACUGGCACACAAGUUGGUGAUACACAAGUACAACUUCUGUUUUUGAAACAUUGGUCCAGGUGGCUUUCAUAGCAUGGAGGGCCCUAGUCAGAAGGCUAGUUAGAAGUAUUAAGUGGCCCAGCAGUAAACCUCAUUACUUUUUUAUAGUGUAGAUUCAGAAGUCCGAAUGAUUCUAGCAAGUGCAGAUGCCCAUUUAUAAGUAAUGCCCAAAUUAGCCACAAUUCAGGCUGUCGUUUUGUGAAUUGGUCAUCUGGUUGCCUAUAGACAACAAUUUUAUAGAGGAUCAAGGUGGUGUGAUGAAGAUAUCAUCCUCCACUAUCUGCAUGUGUGUGCGUGUGAAAACACACCCACACACCCACACCUUUCACCCCACACUCAUUUGGGGUGAAAUAAGAUUUUUGCAGAACCUGACAUGAUAAUUGGAUGGGCACGACUGACACUACAAUCAUACCACUUUCAACUAUGCCUCUGUCCCUCUUUUGUUAACUCCCUUGUGGAAAUCAAAUGAUGUAUCUGCCCACCUUUUUCUUGUUGAUCUCCCUGUAUUUUCUUUGCAGGCUGUUUGGUGGCUUGAUCUUGGAUGUGAAACGGAAGGUUCCUUGGUACUGGAGCGACUAUAAAGAUGCUAUGAGUUUGCAGUGCUUAGCUUCCUUCCUCUUCCUGUACUGUGCCUGCAUGUCUCCUGUGAUCACCUUUGGGGGGUUGCUUGGAGAAGCAACAGAGGGAGAAAUAGUAAGAAAGUUCCCCCCUCUCCUUUCAUGUGUUAUGAAUAAUUCCUAGGUAGCAUUGCAAAAAAGCAGCAAGCAUUUAACUUAACUGCUGCUCUUCUACAUUUCAGGUUUGUGUGCUGUUCAGCAUUAAUAGAGCCAAUGUUUUUAUCUCACUGUGACAGACUUCAUCACUCAGUUUGUGUGGCCAGUGACACAUCUCUGAAGUUAUGGAAUUUUAUACCCCCAGGAGAAUGUGGCCUUCAGGUGUUCAUUUGUUAUAGAAGACACAUUCUCCAUAAUCUCUUUUAGAACAGAGGGUGAGGGUAUGUACUUAGGAUUCCUCACCUUGACAGAUGGCCUCUGAACACUUUUCAACCAUGCUUUGUAUUCAGUCAGAAAAUGCUCAGUGGUCGGACUUCCUUUUUAAUUGAUUUACUAGACUUAUAGACAGAAUGCAAUACUUAAAGGACAUUCAUGAGUCUGAAUAUAAAUUAAAGGGUGACAGUAAGUUGAUCCAUAAUAAUAAGGAGUGUGAGUGUGAGAAAGCAGAGGCUGAGGGCUAUUGAACCUGAAAACUGGUGCUAUUUGAAAUUGCUUCCUGAGCUAUCUAUCUCCACACAGUUAGCCUAUUUCUAGGGAAAGGGUGAUUUUUUUUUAUACUGCUGUAACUCCCCCACUCACCACAAACUGUGUUAAAAGAAAUAUGUGGUGGUGGUGAGACAAUCAAGCAAUCAUUGCAAAGAGAAUGCCGAAGACGCCAAAACACGGAGGCUGUUAUAUAGGUAUCUGAAUCUCUGAAAGUUCUAACUUCGCCUCCGCUGUAGAAUCUGGAGUUAGUUAGGUGAGCUGAAUGGACCAAUAGUCUGACUCAACAUGGCCACCCUUCUGUUUUUACCUGUUCACACCUGCAGAGUGCAAUAGAAUCCUUGCUUGGAGCCUCAAUGACUGGGGUGGUGUAUUCCCUCUUUGCUGGUCAGCCUCUCACCAUCUUGGGAAGUACUGGGCCGGUACUGGUCUUCGAGAAGAUUUUAUUCAAAUUCUGCAAGUAAGGCUAUGUGCUCUCUUAAGGGGCAAACAAUUUUUAUAGUUUGAAAAAAGGACGUGGAAGAGAGACAGAGACAGACAGAGACAGAGAGUCAGUCUGUCGGUCUGGUGAAUGGACCUAAUGUUUCUCCCCUUACCCCACUUCCCUACUUUGGUGUGAUCUGGGGCUAAUUGUGAUGCAUAGCAAGCCGAGGGGGGAAUGGAAAAUGGCAACCGCCAUGAUUUUGCUACUCAUGAUUUGCUAUGUUGUUCCCUAAGUUUUAUGUUGUGAAUUGCCCUGAUAUCUGUGAAUGAAUUUAAUAAAAUACUAAAAAUAAUGAAAAUAACUGGAGAGGGACAAUGCCCCCUCCUCUUUACUCUCACAGAAAUGGUUGAAUGCCAUCAACCAAGAUGCUGAAUUUUGGAAGUUCAAUUAUUUAAUUAAAUUAAUUUGUUUCCAGUCCUUCAUCACACAAUGUGGUCCACAUCCAGUGGAAAAGACACAUGCGGAGAGCCCUAUCCACAUGGCGUUGGGCCUCUAAACUUUAAAAAAGUGGCAGAAGAUAAAGCGAUGUCAUCUGCGAUUAAAAGGGUUCAUUGUGGCUGGAGAUAAUAUUUAUUACUGUGUGUAAUGAAUAGUCGAAUUCAACUGGACUUAACCGUCCAGGGAUCCUUUACCUUUACCAUUUAAGGAUGGUAGAGUUUGGCCACAAAGCAAAACAGAGUCAAUAGCAUUUUAGGAUCAUUUACUUAACUCUAUAUUGCAUCGCAGCUUUUUUCUGUUCUGAUUAUGGGUUUGAAUUAAAUACGUUCUGCAAUGGAGAGAGUCUAAAUUGGUCUUCUUCUUUUUUUUGCAGAGACUAUCACCUAAAUUAUCUCUCUCUACGAACUUGCAUUGGCCUGUGGACUACAUUUAUGUGCGUCCUCCUUGUAGCAACUGAUGCCAGCUGCCUUGUGUGCCACAUAACUCGCUUUACAGAAGAAGCGUUUGCCUCUUUGAUCUGUAUCAUUUUCAUCUAUGAGUCUCUAGAGAAACUGAUUAAGUUGGGGAAAACCUACCCAUUUCAUAUGCACACGGAUCUUGAUCAACUGAGCUUGUAUUAGUGAGUUACUGUUGCUCUCCUUGUUUAAAUGUAGCCUAUUGAUUUUUCUUUCGGUUUGUUUGAAUUCACUGUGUGCUCUGAGAAUGUCUGCUGCACAGAACUGGGAAGCAAAGGAAUUCCCCCCUCAUUCCAGCAAUGGUUAAGCAAAUACUAGUGCAUGAUAGAUUCACUGAAAUGACACGCCAUAAUAAAAAUACAUCUAGGUAUAUCAGCCCAUUCAUAUAUUGGAGGCAGUGGAGGAAAUAAUUUUAGUUGGAUGGAGCUCAUUUAGGUUUUUUUUAAAAAUGAUAUUUAUUGAGAAUUUAAAGUUACAGAGAUAAAAAAAGUAAAAGUAAAAACAAAACAAAAAAGAAAAGGAAUUAAACAAUACAAGUCAGUAAAAACAAAAAAGAAAAAAACAAAACACACAAUACAUCAAAACCAAAAACAAAAGCAAACAAAAAAUUUAAAAUCAAAUCCAAUAUUCCCAAAUCUUUAUCUUUCGUUAACUUGUUUCAUCGACCUCCCCACACCUCCCUUUUUUGUAUUCUAGUUAUUAAUUAUCUCAGCAAAUCCUUUCCAUCUUUCACUAUAUUCUGUCAUUAAAUUACCUUAAUUUAUUUUAACCUUAUCUUACCAUAAAAAGCCCUAAAGCUUAAAACUUAAAACUUAUUUAUACAUAAUUCCUUAUAGCAUUUCUACUAAAGCCAAAUAGUUUCAUUCCAGCAUUUUUUCUAACACUCAUUAAUUUUACAAUAAUUCUCUAAAUGAAUUUUUAAACUUUCUUCCAAUCUUCAUCCAUCGUCUCAUCUUCCUGGUCUCGGGUUUUGUCAGUCCUUUCUAUCCCUUCCAUCUAGUCCAUCAACCUGGUGACCUUCUAUCCGAGGCUCUUAAGUCUUUUCUAUGUCCCCUCUGCAGGUCUUCUUCAUGUUUAUACCUGCACUUUACUUUGUCUUCUGCUGAUCUUAUUCUUGAUUUCCUUCCUUUCUCACUGAGGGGUAGAUCUCGGGGAGACUCCAACUUGACAAUAUCUUUAUCCCUUCUCGACAGGUCAGCCCAUUCUCCAUAGUCAGCACUGAAAUCCAAAAAAUAUUUGAAGGCAUGUUUCAAAGUCCCUCCCAGGUUAAGGGCCCCCACAACUCCAAACUCCCCCUGGCCCAAAACCAGAUCCCAAAAGUCAAAGCAUCCCUGCAUAGGGGGAUCUAUCCAACUUCCCAUCUCCAAACCAAACAGUACUCCAUCUCUCCAAAUCUGACUUUCUCCAGGUUCAGUCGUCAGAAACAACAACUUAUGUUCCUGCAAGGCCUCUCUCCAUUUCUAUUACUUGAGGUUCAGCAGCAACCUCCUCCUUUGUCUUCUGCACAACUUGCCCUGUCAAAGCAAAUUCCUGGGUUGGUUCCUGAGUGGUUUCUAUAUAGGUAUUCACUGUUUGUCCAAAAUUGCUAACUGCAACAGUCAUCAAAUCCAUCUUCUCAUGUAGCUGUUCCAGUAAAGCGCUUGUCUUGCAAAAAACAAGCACUAAGGCUUCUUCUGGGCACAUUCUUGUUCAAGGUCAAUGUCUGGUUCCCACGAUCUUUAAUCUCUACAGCUGUAGAAUUCCCCAGAUCGACUCCAGCAACAGUUUCACAAGCUCCCUCUAGAGGAAACAAUUUCUGUUUGUCUUUUUAAAAGCAGAUCCCGCAACAAAAUUACUUUCGUUUUUCAGAUAUUUUGUUCCUUUUAAAUGCAAAAGGAAACAUUGGAAUCAAUAUGUUUCUCUUUUUUAACUAUCUGUCAAAAAACGUUUUAUUCACAGUCAAUGAACUUCUCCAAAGCGUCUGUCUCUGACACCCCGUUCCCAGGUUCAAGACGGUGGAAAUUUAUCUUUCUUUACUCUCUCUUCUGCAGGUUUAAACAAUCUAAGAUUUCCCCCCUCUUCUCCUGCUUCCAAGGGGGGUUUGGUAGUUUUAACUGAUGGAAAUUUAGUCCUUUACAAACGACUUUCCAGACUUUAGCUUGCAAUGUCUUUGCUUCAAUCUAUUUACAAAAGCGGAAGGCGGACUUCCUGUUUAGACCUUCCCGCUUCGGUGCCAAAUUAAGAUGUUUCAUAGUCCAAUUUUCCGUUCUACUCACGGGUAGUUGUUUAGAGUCCAAUUGUCCACAGGAAAAUGUCAGCGCUCUCCGGCAACAGCAAUGCGGCUUCACUCCGUGAAAAGAGCAGUCGAUUCGAAACACCACGCCGCUUACCCCACAUCGCUCCGGAUCCCCGAAACUGGGUUUCCCUGCGAGUAGGGGAGGCGCAAAAGGUGCCAGCCGAAUCCCACGUCCACAAGCUUCUCCCGCCUGUGGUUUUUAGUGGGUCUCCGCCUCGCCGUGGCGGUCCAGACCCUAAUUUCCACGAAGCGGAUUCCUCCCAGCCAGAGGAAAUCCGCCAUUGCCGGAGGCGCUAACCCGGAAGUCUGGAGCUCAUUUAGUGAAGAAGAUAACAGAGGUCAUUCAAAGGAUUUUUAUGCUGUACAGUUACACAUAUACACAGACCCACACUUUCUCUCUCUGGUAUGGAUAUUGGCAUUUUCAAUUUAUAAAGGUUAAUUUAUAAGCAUUUUGGGCACUUAUUAGCCAUGGCCCAUACUGUAGCAUAGGGUGCAUUCCUUGACCUAUUUCUCAAGGGUGUUGUUGUGUGUGCUGUUUAUUUAAUGGUUGUUAUAUCUGCCAGCACAUCUGUUCCAGGUGCAGCGUGCUGCAGCUGCUUGUUGUUGUUGUUAUUUUCAUACCCGCCCAUCUAGCUGGGUUGCCCCAGCCACUCUGUGCUGCUUCCAACAAAUAUAAAAACAUAAUAAAACAUCAAACAUUAAAAGCUUUCCGAUACAGGACUGCCUUCAGAUGUCUUCUAACAGUUGUAUAGUUAUUUAUUUCCUUGACAUCUGAUGGGAGGCGUUCCACAGGGCGGGUACCACUAGUGAGAAGGCCCUCUGUCUGGUUCCCUGUAAACUCACUUCUCACAGUGAGGGAACCGCCAGAAGGCCCUCGGAGCUGGACCUCAGUGUCCGGGCUGAACGAUGGGGGUGGAGACACUCCUUCAGGUAUACUGGGCCAAGGCUGUUUAAGGCUUUAAAGGUCAGCACCAAGACUUUGAAUUGUGCUACCCAUACUGUGGCAUAGGGUGCAUUCCUCAAGCUAUUUCUCAAGGGGGUUCUUGUGUGUCUCAUUUAUUUACUGAUUGUUAUACCUGCUAGCACUUCUGUUGCAGGUGGAGUCUGCAGGGAGGAUCAAGAAAGUGAAACUACAGUUCAGACAGGGAAUUAGGACCAUGGACAGCUCCAGAUUCUGGCUGCAUAUAGGCAGCAGCCAUUACCAGGCAGACUAGAAUAUUGCUCCAGCAAUGGUCUGGAGCUAACGGAAGCUUCAUACAGUGGACACACGGGUUGCGAUUUGGUGCUUAUGCACAUGUGCAAAGUGCGAUUUAGUGCUUCUGUGCAUGCACGACCGCCGAAAUCCGGAAGUAACCCAUUCCGGUACUUCUGGGUUUCGGCGGUCCGUAACCUGAAAAAACGCAACCUGAAGCGUCUGUAACCCAAGAUAUGACUGUAGUAAUGAGGAACUACCGGUUUGUAAAGUGGUCACAUGAUCCAUCCAGGCAUGGAAGUAAAGUCGAAGAGGGAAGGCAGGGCCACCAGUUCAGGCCAUGUAGUUAAAGGCAGUUCUGUUGAGUUUCUCCUCUCACGAAGGAUUUGGGCAGAACUAAGUCUCAAUUGUGGGAAUGAUUCCCAAGUAAAUGUUUUCUGAAUGGAGGUGCUUCCCACAAAUGGAACAAUACGGUUUUUGUGUUUUCCCCCACUCCAUCACAAAUGGAUAUGCCAUUUUGCUUUGGAAUGUAAACAAGGCUGUCUUUUGAGACAUUCUCAGGGUGCUUUAUUAACCGUUUCCUUUGCCUGUCAGCUGCAGGUGUUCAGCCCCAGUGAAUCCCAGCAAUGAGACCCUGAAGUACUGGAAAGAAAACAACAUCAUUCCUUCAGCCGUCACAUGGGCUAAUCUCACAGUCUCUGUAAGUCUAUGGUCUUUGCAAACCCGCCCCCAUUGGAGAUGGGUUGAUGUCUGUAGCACAGCAUUACCAAUUGAUUAGAUCAGCAUUUAUUAAACCAAUAAUAUUAGCACUUUUUUUUUUACAUGUGUACCCUUAAAGUUCUUGUCUACAAUUACUAUGAUCCUGCCUUUCCUCCAAGGAACUUUUCCAAGGAACUUCAUGGCUGUGUUCUGAUUUGAAAUUAGGCUUCUCUGAUCCUUGUCUGACACUCCCACUAAUUCACUACGUCAGGCAUCCCCAACCUUCGGCCCUCCAGAUGUUUUGGACUACAGUUCCCAUCAUCCCUGACCACUGGUCCUGUUAGCUAGGGAUCAUGGGAGUUGUAGGCCAAAACAUCUGGAAGGGAUGCCUGCACUACAUUAGCUUUCAGUGGGUUGCAGCAGAACUGUUGUAGUAAAAUAUGUACACUGGUACCUUGGUUUACGAACUUAAUAUGUUCCGGAAGUCUGUUCUUAAACCGAAACCAUUGUUAAACCACGGUGCACUUUCCCUAAUGAGGCCUCCCACUGCCAGUGCCCUUCCACCGUUUGGAUUCCAUUCUUAGACCGAGGUAAAGUUUGCAAACUGGGACACUACUUCCGGUUUUGCAGAGUUCGUAAACUGAAUCGUUCGUAAACAGGACUUAAACUGAGGUACCACUGUAUUUGCAAAAAGAAAAUAUGGAAACAUAGCAUUUUAAAAAUAAAAAGCAUGUUCCCUUCAUUGCUGGAGAAGAACUGUUUGAGAAAAAAAUGGUUUUGGCUUUUUGUUCACAUAUUACUGACAAGCCAAUUAAGUUUGAUGAACUGCUGACAGAGCCUGUCUGAACCUUGUUUAAGCCACUGUUUUAUUUAUUUGUUUCAACAAUUUCCAGCCUAUGUUAGUCAGUUUGGUUUAUUCUGUUUAGCAAGCAGCCUUUACACACAUAAAAUAAGAAUAAUAACAACAGGGAUACUGCUACUAAUAAUGAUUUACAUUUCUACUCCCUGACCCCUAAUGGAUAAAUCACUUCCCGUCCCCCCCCUCAAGUUUUGUUACACAAAUCUGUAAAGCCUUAACAAGAAAUUUAAAUGUUCUAAAGGAUAUACAGUGGUACCUCGGGUUACAUAUGCUUCAGGUUACAUACGCUUCAGGUUACAGACUCCGCUAACCCAGAAAUAUUACCUCGGGUUAAGAACUUUGCUUCAGGAUAAGAACAGAAAUCGUGCUCCGGCGGCGCAGUGGCAGUGGGAGGCUCCAUUAGCUAAAGUGGUGCUUCAGGUUAAGAACAGUUUCAGUUUAAGAACGGAUCUCCGGAACGAAUUAAGUACUUAACCUGAGGUACCACUGUAUAUCUCUCAACACCUGACAGCAAAAAACAGGUCUUUGAAAGAGACGACCUUCCCUUCUGCGAUUUUGGCAAUGGGCAUAGCUGUCAACCUUCCCUUUUUUUGCGGGAAAUUCCCUUAUUUCAGCGCUGUUUCCUGCAGCUUCCCGCUGCUAUCCCGGAUUCUUAGAUAUCCUGUAGACUGUCUCCGGGACAGGUGAGGAUGCUGAACCCUUAUUUUCAAAUCUGAAGGUUGACAGCUAUGUCAAUGGGUGGAUGUAAUUGUUUCUGAGAUCAUCAUAGAAACGGCACUCAAGCAGAAAAUGAGUUAUGCUUUCUAUUGAUACAGAGUUGCAGCCACAAAUUCUAUCCUUCUUUGGAACUCCUUUAUGUCGGCCAUUCCAGUCUGCUAAUGGAACGACAUUUAGUCUUGCCUGUGUGAAGGCUGACCUCAUUUUAACAUUUGGUAAAUCUGCCAGAUAUCUUGGCAGGGAUGGGUGCAAUGGGAUAAAAGAAGCAUAGAAUUUAUUCGAUUGACAGAUGUUGAUCUCAACCACUUGAGAUUGCAUCUCAGUGUCUCCCAGCCUUUCGAGUAUUAAUUAUUUAGCUCUCUCAAAACACUGCGUCACAAGAAAGGGGGCAGAGAGUCCCAAGCUUGUGGCAGCAAGCUGAAUUUCACGUUUCCACAAGUUGGGAGCCUUGUCUUCAAAAGUUUUCAUGAAAGAUUCUGAUAUCUGCUUAAAAAAUAGUUUUUAAUCCCAAAAGCAGAGCUAGUCUAAUGGCUUUGGCUUUAAUGGGCAUUACACUCAGUUCUGCACAGAGUAGUGCUAUUUUUGUAGAAAUGGGGACUAACAGGAGUCUGUGCGAAUAAUUAUUUUGAGCUCUCUGCAGUGAGUCUAAAUUGGCCAUGGCCCACAGUGGUGCUUCAUAUAACAACUUUGGCAACGCUCUGGUCUUAUAAACUUCUAAAGUGGGCUGAACCAAGUUGCCCCCUUUUGUACAGUGGAAUAGUAAUAGACCAUUUAAAGUUCUAUGAGCUAAUAGUGUGCUUGAUUGGACCUAUGCGGACUAUUUGCCUGUUCAUACAACAGUUUUAAGGGACGCAGGUAGCGCUGUGGGUUAAACCACAGAGCCUAGGACUUGCCGAUCAGAAGGUCGGCGGUUCGAAUCCCCGCAACGGGGUGAGUUCCCGUUGCUCAGUCCCAGCUCCUGCCAACCUAGCAGUUCGAAAGCACGUCAAAGUGCAAGUAGAUAAAUAGGUACCGCUCCAGUGGGAAGGUAAACGGUGUUUCCGUGCGCUGCUCUGGUUCGCCAGAAGUGGCUUAGUCAUGCUGGCCACAUGACCCGGAAGCUGUAUGCUGGCUCCCUUGGCUAAUAAAACGAGAUGAGCGCUGCAACCCCAGAGUCGGCCACGUCUGGGCCUAACGGUCAGGGGUCCCUUUACCUUUACCUUUACAACAGUUUUAAUAUUUGGGAAAGGCUUGUCUUUUGGAAGAGCUGUUGUGGCCUACUCUACUGGUUCUCUGGCAUCCAGCUCUAAUGCUUAGGACGUGUCCACACCAGUGUUCCUUAUUAUAUUUAAUGUCCUCACCCCUGCCUUGCCCUAACUUUUUUAAAGUAACUAUCUGAACCAUGACAUACUUGAACAUGGCCCAACUUUAUCAUGGUAUUAAAUGCCGAACACGUUCUGCAUGUUCAUGCCUCCACAUUUAAGGAUUGUGGGCUUGGGAUUCUCCCACCCAAGCAAUGUUGAAUUUGCAUAACAGCAUCCAUGCACCCACAGGCUGUUCUGCUGAAUAGUAGAGUAUCACAUUUAGCCCAAAUGGAGACUUUAUUUCAACUUCAUUUUGCCCAUUCUUACUUGGUAGGGAUUGCCAACCGAUGCCCACCUUGAUUGUUGGACUACAACUCCCACAAUCCUUGGCCCUUGGCCAUGCUGGUUGAGGAUGAGUGGAGUUGGGAGCCCAGCAAUCCGGAGAGCCACAUCUCCCCCCUGCUGCAAGUUUAGUAUUCAAAUUGAGCAGCCCUAAUUUAUUCAAGGGGACACGGGUGGCGCUGUGGGUUAAACCACAGAGCCUAGGGCUUGCUGAUCAGAAGGUUGGCGGUUUGAGUCCCCGUGACGGGGUGAGCUCCCGUUGUUCGGUCCCAGCUCCUGCCCACCUAGCAGUUCGAAAGCACGUCAAAGUACAAGUAGAUAAAUAGAUACCACUCCGGCGGGAAGGUAAACAGAGUUUCCGUGUGCUGCUCUGGUUUGCCAGAAGCGGCUUAGUCAUGCUGGCCACAGGACCCGGAAGCUGUACGUCGGCUCCCUCGGCCAAUAAAGCGAGAUGAGCGCUGCAACACCAGAGUCGGCCACGACUGGACCUAAUGGUCAGGGGUCCCUUUACCUUUACCUUUAAUUUAUUCAAAUGUUCAUUGCAUCUAAUAAUCACUGAUGUUACCAUGCCUGCUGCCUGGGCUUUCUUUUCAAUGCUUUGAUUACACUUGUUUGUUCAGAAAUGCCGGGAGAUGCUUGGAGAAUUCACAGGACCUUCAUGCGGCGUUGAUGGCCCUUUCACCCCGGAUGUUCAUUUCUGGUGCUGCAUUUUGUUUUUUACCACCUUUAUCCUGUCGAGUACGCUGAAGAAAUUUAAGACCAGUAGCUAUUUCCCAAAAAGAGUAAGUAGAUAGCAGCAGUGAGCACAGCAAAUUCAAACCCUGACAGGUGUAUGCUGUCUACCCUGUGUAACAAUGACUGGCUGAAAUAUUUUUCUCUGUUCUGCACAAUUACCACAUUACCCUGGUCACAUGAACAGGCUGGAUUAUUAUUAUUUUUUGGAGGGGAGGACUUUCUGCUUAUCUUCAACUCUACCCUGUGGGGUAAAUUAAGGCACCUGGCAUUUACCACGGGGAGGGCCAAAAGGUGGCCCUGUUUGUGGCCAGCAUCUGGAGCAGUGGCAAAGGAAAGACAUUGCUUCUCUCUCUUUCACAAUGGCAGAGUACAGAGUUAUAGCAGAUACAAUAAGCAGCAGCAGGUGAGGGUCAGGUAUUAUGGAGGGGAAAGUUAGGGUUGCCAUAUUACGGAGAGCAAAAAAGAGGACACAUUUGCCAACUUCUACUUUUUGCUAUGGAUCGCUAUGGCGACUCUCAUUUUACAUACCCAUGAGAAAGAGGGUGUGUCCUGGAAAAAGGGGACAUGUGGCAAAGUGGCAGUGAGGUUGGCAUUCUGCAGACAAGCAGGCAGACCCAAUCCAGUGCUCUUGCUGGUGUGUUUGCACCAUGAUGACCUUGCCACCGCCUCCCCUCCCCUCCUACUUCCUGGUCAACAACAGAAAUGUGACUGACAGGAGACCAGGUAAACAGAGGCACCUCACCUCACUAUGCCAUUUGCUACUGCGUGCAGAGACUUUGGGCUGCAUGAAGGAACUAAUGAACUAAACGAGACAUUUUACUUGCUUGGGUUGUGUGCUCAGCUUUUACCUGCAUUUUGAGUUGUAAUCUGGAUUCAGAUAGACAAAGCGUUUUCUGUGAAUGUUGCCCCACCUAGGUUAGUAUUGUAACCUCCCCAUCUGCCCUUGCAGUAUGUGGCUUGGCCCUCCUGUUUUUAGGGCAUUUUUGAGCACCCACCUAUUCUUGCCUUCUGCUAACUUAUUUAAUUAUGCAUUUUUUUUAUUUAUGCAUUUACACCCCACCCGUCUUCCGAGGUGGCGUGCACAAUUCUCUGCCUCCUGUGAGAUGGGUUAAGCCGAGAGAAAGUGAUCAUCCAGGGAGCUUCAUGGCUGAGUGGGAAUUUGAACCCUUCCUCCAAGGUCUCAGUCUGACACUCUAACCACUACACCACAGUGGCUCUCAUACUGCAUUGUGUUCUUGCAUUAAUUUGCAAAUAGGAUAGUGUGCAAACAGUCCUGCAUUGCGGUGAGGUGGCUUAACUCACGGCUUUCUGGCCUGCAGUCCUUUUCAGCCCCUGUCUCAGCCAUCUGCAUACUAAUUAACCUGCUAAGUGCUCUGAUAACCAACAUAUAUCCUCUUGCUGAGCCCUCUCUUGCUUUUUCUUUGCAACAGGUUCGUUCAACAGUAGGUGAUUUUGCUAUUUUCAUUACCAUUGCUAUCAUGGUUCUAAUUGACUACUUAGUUGGAAUCCCAUCACCAAAGCUACAUGUUCCCAGGGUCUUCAAGGUAGGCACCUUUCUUUUGAUGAUAGAUUUGAUGUGGCUUCUUAAGUGCAACUAACUUUUUGGUGUGGAAAAUAAGGGAUGUCUAUGUGAUUGGGGCAGAAGAGGACAGCACCAUACCAGGUUCUGUCUGUGUUCUGGAGGAGAAUUAAUAUUUCAUAGCUAAAUGUGCAUAGGGGGAACUGAGGUUUGGGAGUUGUGUUUACUAUUUUCAGUGGAUGGGGCAGAGAGAUGCAGCUAGGUAAUUUUAGACUCUGGGCUUAAAUGUCUUAGACAUCACCAGGAUAGUAAUGUGUAUCACUACACUUACUUCAAAAUGUAGUAAGUCAUCCCUGCAGUAUUCCUAUACCUUUUGCUGAGAGGGGCCCUGGACAUCUGCCCCAAUUGGGCAUAGGUAGAUUACAGGACAAUGAGGCAAGGUGUAGAGUACAGGAGGCGAGAGGAAUUCAUGGCUUGAAAUAAGCAGGUGGGUGUUUAAAAGCAGAGUGGGAAGCAGAAAGAUAUAAUAAUAAUAAUAAUAAUAAUAAUAAUAAUAAUAAAUAAAAUUUAUUUAUACCCCGCCCUCCCCAGCCAAGACAGGGCUUAGGGCGGCUAACAACCGAUAUAAAAACAAGUUGAUUGAAAUACAACUAAAAAACAAGAUUAAAAUACAACAUUAAAACAUUAAAAUGCGGCCUCAUCACAGGAGGAGAAAGGAAAAAAGAAAGAGGGGGAGGGAAUCAAAUUGAUUUCAAGCCAAAGGCCAGGCAGAACAACUCUGUCUUACAGGCCCUGCAGAAAGAAAUCAGAUCCUGCAGGGUCCUGGUCUCAUGAGACAGAGCGUUCCACCAGGCCGGAGCCAGUGUUGAAAAAGCCCUGGCUCUGGUUGAGGCUAAUCUAACUUCCUUAGGGCCCGGGACCUCUAGGGUGUUACUAUAUAUGGACCCUAAGGUCCUCCGUGGGGCAUACCGGGAGAGGCGGUCCCAUAGGUACGAGGGUCCUAGGCCUGGAAGCAGAAAGAUGAAAGCACUGAAGAAUUGUGGAAUUGGAGGAAGCAUUGAUUGAAAUAGAAGUUGAAGGUUCUGUUGUCCAGUCAAGGCAGAAGAGACACUGUGGAAACAGGCAAAGGUUGCGGACAGUCCCAUCAUAACUGAAAAUGCUUGAAAGAUGCUUGUGCAUGGUAAAAUAUUUGUGUCUUGCCACCUUAAGAAAAACACCCUAAGGGUGGAUUCAGGGGACCAUGUUUAUUCUUCUCUGCAAUUAACGUUUUGCUUUGCGAAACCUAAUGCCCUCUGCUGAACUUGGCAUGUGGCUCCACUCCACAUUCCCUAAAGUGGUGUUAUUCAAAUGUCCUCCCCAUCACAGUGCUAAGGAACCCCAGCAUGGCCAGCUGUGGGAUCCCUACAUGUUGCGGAUGAAUCCUGAGCUUUUUCUGGAGUAUAGUGGUACCUCUGGUUGUGAACGGGAUCCGUUCCAGAGCCCCGUUCGCAACCUGAACAGAACGCAACCUGUGUCUGCGCGUCUGCGCAUGCGUGGGUCGUGACUCACCGCUUCUGCGCAUGCGUGUGACAUCAUUUUGUGUGUCUGCGCAUGCACGAGUGGCAAAACCCGGAAGUAACCCUUUCUGGUACUUCCAGGUUGCCGAGGGACGCAACCUGAAAAGACGUAACCCGCAGCGUUCCCAACAUGAGGUAUAACUGUACACAGUUCAAGAAUCCUCUCCGGGUGUGUGUUAUAGGGAAAGAUCAGUAAUGGUGAAUUGGCUGUCUUUUGGGUCAUUUGCCUGCCAUUAACCACCUUCUCAUUGAGAACCUCCACUAAUUUUCUGAGGGUUUCCCAUUGUUGCUAGGAUCAAAGUUUGAAAACCACUGCCUAUGAGUAUUGUUACUAGUCAAAAGUAACCAAUCAGGAUUACUGACUGCAGGGGUUGCUGCAUGGCUUAUAAAAUACAGCACCAGAGUAUGUCUUCUAUCCUUUCUUUCUCUUCCCAUACCUCUCUCUGGUUCCCCAGGCCUCUUGUUGUAUUGUAGCCUUCUCCAGCCAGGUGCCCUCCAGGUGUUUUUGAUGGCAACUUCCCUAUUUUAUUUAUUUUAUAUUAUACAGUAUUUACCAAUAACAUUGUGCCUGUUAUCAUAUUUAGUACAUCCAAGGUUGACAAUUGAUCUCUUCUAUAUUGACUACGGGACAUGGGUGGCGCUGUGGUCUAAACCACUGAGCCUAGGGCUUGCCGAUCGGAAGGUCAGCGGUUCGAAUCCCCGUGACGGGGUGAGCUCCCGUUGCUCGGUCCCAGCUCCUGCCAACCAAGCAGUUUGAAGGCACGUCAAAGUGCAAGUAGAUAAAUAGGUACCACUCUGGCGGGAAGGUAAAUGGCAUUUCCGUGUGCUGCUCUGGUUUUGCCAGAAGCGGCUUAGUCAUGCUGGCCACAUGACACGGAAAAACUGUCUGAGGACAAACGUCGACUCCUUCAGCCAGUAAAGCGAGAUGAGCGCUGCAACCCCAGAGUCAUUUGUGAUUGGACUUAACUGUCAGGGGUCGUUUUUAUAUUGACCCCAGUAUAAAAUGCACAUUGCCCAAUUAAGAUGGAACUUCCAUAAUCUCUGGCUAUUGGCCAUGCUGGAAGGGGCUGAUGGGAGCUGGAACUCAACAGCAUGUGGAAGGCGAUGGAUUGAGGAGGAGUGCUGUAUUGCAUGGAUCAAGUUGGUCACUAUAUUGACAAGAGAAGUAGUUACAGUGGUACCUUGGAACUUGAACAUAAUCCGUUCCGGAAGACCAUUCGACCUCCGAAACGUUCAAGUUCCAAGCCGCAGCUUCUGAUUGGUUCUUGCUCUCAGUGGAAGCUGCAUCGGAUGUGUGAGUUCCGAGGGACGUUCGAAAACUGGAGCACGUCCGGGUUUUCGGCUAUCGGGAACCAAAACGUUUGGCAAUGGAGCCGUUCGAGUUCCGAGGUACCACUGUAUUUCAUAGGGCAUAGGCCUAUUGCCAGGAUAUGUGUACCUGAUUUGAUGAGUGUCUCAAAACUGUGAAUCCUUAGGGUCAUAUCAAAAUGUCUGACACCCCAAGCAUAUGGAGGGCAUUUUUAAAUUUAGGACGGGGAGCCGUAGGCAAGGCUGUUGUGCACCAUGCUGUGACAUUCUAGAAUUUUCAGGACAUCAAGAAGAAUAGCAGCUGAGACUGGGCAGUGCACAAACCCUGUGUAUUAUUCUGCAGCCAACAAGAGACGACCGUGGGUGGCUCAUUAGUCCAGUUGGUGACAAUCCCGGGUGGACAGUAGUAGCAGCUAUCAUCCCAGCUCUGCUCUGCACCAUAUUGGUAUUUAUGGACCAGCAGAUCACUGCAGUUAUUGUGAACAGGAAGGAACAUAAGCUUAAGGUAAUGGUAUACUUUGCUUGUUGAAGUCUGCAAUACUUUUAUUUCUGUUACUAUGAUAUGAGAAGUAUAAUCAUGCUGCCUACUAGGACAGCAGCAUUGUGAUGGCAUUAAAAGGCUCAGAUGAAAGACACUUAGUUGUGUUCUUUCAUUUCCGUGGGUCUGCUCCGAGUAAAACUUAGUUGAAUGCCACCCACUGGUUUUAAUCAGCGCUUUGGUCCCAUUGCAAUUAGUAGCACAUUAGACUAAUGUAAGCCUCAGUGAUUUUAAUGGGACUAAAACAUUACUACUCCCAUCCUUAGCUGGGAGUAAAUCUCAUUAAUGUCAAUGGGCCUUGCUUCUGAGUAGGCAUGUUUAGGAUUGCAGUGUACAACUGGAUGUACCUCUUGCUUGCAGGUAUUUUAUAUAUUCUUUGUCAUCCUAAUCUUCAGGUUUGGAGAAGUGAACAUUUCAUGCUACUACAUUUUUGCAAUGUAAUGAAUAAAAACUGUUCUUCCACUCAAUCAAAUGCCUUCCUGACACCCAGGAACACAUAAUCAUGCUUGUUUCUGUGGAUAUUCACUUUCAGCAAUUACAUUUAUUCCUUUUCUCAUAUUGUGAACUGAAGCCCAACUACUUCUAAACUCUGAUAGUGGAAAAAUUCUGCAAGUGGCCAAUAUGACCACUUAUUUUAUUUUAAAAAUAAGAGUGAAUUUUCAUCUUUUCAAGUAUUUGAAAAAUGGGAACAUGUCUGAUAAUUAUUUAAGAAUUCUGUGAUACGUAUUAGUCUUACAAAAAUCUGUUAUAAAAUUGCUAGGAAACCAGCAGUUUAUUGGGUUGUUCCAAUAAACAGAUAACCUGUCUCACGUUUUCUUCCAUAGGUAGGCUGUUUAACAUAACCUCAUCUGCACUGCUAAUUUUGGGUAUAUCACAAACAAAUGCCCUCAUUAGAUCUAAGUUAUCUGAUGAAUAAACGGCUUUAUAAAAUUCAAAAGGCAAAGUUACAAUUUCUUUUUUUUGUUUUGUUUUUAAUAAUCUCUUUCCCUGUUCUAAAUUAAUCAAGGUGGUAAUGUUCUUCUUUUGUUUGUCCACAAACUUACUAGCAAACUUACUUAUCAGCUUUAUUGCCUUUCUUGAAAUAGGUCGGCUUAGUAAAUAAGCAGAGAUCUUUCUGCUUUUAAAAUAACUUGCAAAACCCAACAGUUUUCUAUUGACCUCCCAGAAGAUCUCAGGGUUUAGGAAAAUAAAUAUGGGAGAAAGUAUGUUCUCUAACAGAUUGUGUGUGUGUGUGUGUGUGUGUGUGUGUGUGUGUAGUUUUAACUAGUUCAAAGUACUGCCAAAAGUGAAAGAAUCUUGCAUCUGACAGAGGUUGGAUAAUCUGCUUCUUACCUACUAUCAUCUUCCAUGGUAUGAAGAACUGGGGCCUGACCUUUGCCAUCAGGUGUCCUGUGACUUCUGUUGCAUUUCAGGCAUGUGACAAACCUUUCUCUAGAACUUGUUAGUAUUUGAUAGCUCUCUGAAUAUAUAAGCUUCUAGCUGCCAUCUGCUAAUGACUUAUAUCUCCACAGAAAGGGGGCGGCUACCACUUGGACCUUCUAACGGUGGGCGUCAUGAUUGGUGUGUGUUCAGUGAUGGGGUUGCCUUGGUUUGUUGCUGCUACCGUUCUUUCCAUCAGUCAUGUCAACAGCCUCAAACUGGAGUCCAGCGUGGCAGCUCCUGGAGAGCAACCUAAAUUCCUGGGCAUACGUGAGCAAAGAGCUACCGGAUUGAUGAUUUUUGUACUAAUGGGCCUCUCGGUUUUCAUCACUAGUGCGUUGCAGGUAAAAGGAACUUUCAAUAUGACAAUAGCCCCAUUUUUGGGAAAGCGCUGAAAUUAGAUGGUGUUGGUUUUAAUAUGAGAAACCAGCUUUGGCAAUAGCAAUUAACUCUGGAUUUCUGUUCCAAAAGUGCACUUAUGGUAUUUGCAGAAUGUGUUUUGGAGAGAUGGCCUCAUUAAAUGGGGGCUUUAUUUCCUUCUGCUCCUCAGACUAUAGGUACCUAGAGCACAGUUUUUUCUGCAUAAAGUUGGAGCCAGAUAAUUCUCUUAUACCCCAAAUAGCAAAAAGAUCCUUUCUCUCAGCUCCCAUGGGCUACUAAAUUGACAUGUAGACAAUUGCACAGUUAGACCCUAAUAAGUGUUAGGAUUGCGGCCUAAGUCUUUGCUCAGUCUGCAUUUCAUUGACAAGAUAAGGGUUGGAAGAGUUGCCAGGAGAUAUCACAGAGGCAGGGAGGAGAGGCUGAGAAGGCAGAUUUAGGCUUUCUUGGUGGGUCAUUUUAUAUUAUUUGCCAAUACAAUGACAGCUAGGAACUGUGCUUCAAGAGCUAGAUGCAUCCUAUUAAGUGUGCCCCACAAAUAAAUAUAUAACUCAUCUGUUUGUAAUGCACAGUUUGCUGCUUAUUAGUUAUAGUUGUCUCUAUUGACUUUUUACAACCAAGCCUUUAUGCUUUAUGAAUUUUGUACUAUGCUUUUAAAUGCUGUUUUUACUGUUCUUGGAUGCUGUUUGGAGUGUUGUUUUGGCAGAAGGUAUGGUGUAUAAGUGCUUGAAGUGAAUGAAUAAAUGAAUAGUGGAAUGAUGUGUGUACUCCUUUUCCAGUUUAUACCUAUGCCUGUCCUCUAUGGAGUGUUCCUGUACAUGGGUGUUUCUUCGCUGGACGGAAUUCAGGUAUGCAAUUUUACUGACUAAAAGGAAUUGCCAAAAAGAGGCAGAUCAACACAAUGUUGUUGUUGUUUAGUCAUUUAGUCCUGUCCGACUCUUCAUGACCCCAUGGACCAGAGCACGCCAGGCACUUCUGUCUUCCACUGCCUCCCGCAGUUUGGUCAAACUCAUGCUGGUAGCUUCGAGAACACUAUCCAACCAUCUCAUCCUCUGUCGUCCCCGUCUCCUUGUGCCCUCCAUCUUUCCCAACAUCAGGGUCUUUUCCAGGGAGUCUUCUCUUCUCAUGAGGUGGCCAAAGUAUUGGAGCCUCAGCUUCGAGAACACUAUCCAACCAUCUCAUCCUCUGUCGUCCCCUUCUCCUUGUGCCCUCCAUCUUUCCCAACAUCAGGGUCUUUUCCAGGGAGUCUUCUCUUCUCAUGAGGUGGCCAAAGUAUUGGAGCCUCAGCUUCACAAUCUGUCCUUCCAGUGAGCACUCAGGGCUGAUUUCCUUAAGAAUGAAGAGGUUUGAUCUUCUUGCAGUCCAUGGGAGUCUCAAGAGUCUCCUCCAGCACCAUAAUUCAAAAGCAUCAAUUCUUCGGCGAUCAGCCUUCUUUAUGGUCCAGCUUUCACUUCCAUACAUCACUACUGUGAAAACCAUAGCUUUUACUAUACGGACCUUUAUUGGCAAGGUGAUGUCUCUACUUUGUCUCAACACAAUACACAUUAGAAAAAGCAGUCUGGAAAUGUUCCACCAUCUCUUAAAGGAAGAACCUUCUUCUUUCCCCUAUUUUUCUUUUCCUCUUUUUUUACCCCCCUCCCCCGAAUAUCACUUUCACUAUUCCAUCUUCCACUUCCACUCAUCCUUUCCCUUCCUUUCCCUUCACUCCUUCACACUAUGUGGUACCCCUGCCUUGCUUCCAAGGAACUUGGGCCAGUAUAUGUGACUCUCCUCCCAUUUUAUAUUCACAACAUCCUGGUGACGUAUAUUCUAUAUCAGGGAGGGAGUUGGAAUUAUUGUAGGUUAGACUGAGAGAUGGUAUCUGGCCCAAGAUAAGCUUCAUGGGGACCUAGUCAAACACUCUAGACAGCAUAGGCAUAGUUAUGUCUCGUGUUCUUCUUUUUUUAAAAAUGAUAUUUAUUGAAAGUUUAAAAUUACAGAAAAAAGUGUAAAAAAAAGAGAAAAAGAGAUUAAACAAUACAAGUCAAUACAUAUAAAAAAGGAAAAAAAAGAAAAAAAAGAACAAAACACACAAUACAUCAAAACCAAAAACAAAAGCAAAAAAGUCAAAAAUAGAUCCAAUAUUUCCAUAUCUUUGUUUUUCAUUAACUUGUUUCAUCGACCUCCUCACACCUCCCUUUUUUGUAUUCUAGUUAUUCAUUAUUUCAGCAAAUCCUUUCCAUCUUUCACUAUUUUCUGUCAUUUAAUUGUCUUAAUUUGUUUUAACCUUAUCUUACCAUAAAAAACCCUAAAACUUAAAACUUAUUUAUACAUAACUCCUUAUAACAUUUCUACUAAAGCCAUAUAGUUUCAUUCCAACAUUUUUUUAACACUCAUAAAUUUUACAAUAUUUCUCUAAAUAAUUUUUUAAAACUUUCUUCCAAUCUUCAUCCACCGUCUCUUCACCCUGGUCUUGGGUUUUGUCAGUCUUUUCUAUCCAUUCCAUCUAGUCCAUCAACCUGGUGAUCUCCUGUCCGAGGCUCUUAACUCUUUUCCAUGUCCCUUCUGCAGAUCUUCUUCAUAUUUAUACCUACACUUUACUUUGUUUUCUGCUGAUCUUGUUCUUAAUUUCCUUCCUUUGUCACUGAGGAGUAGAUCUCAGGAAGACUCCAACCUAACAAUGUCUUUAUCCCUUCUCAACAGGUCAGCCCAUUCUCCAUAGACAGGGCCAAAAUCCAAGAAAUAAUUCAAAGCAUGUUUCAAAGUCCCUCCAAAGUUAAAGGCCCUCGCCACUCCAAUCUCCCCCUGGCCCAAAACGAGAUCCCAAAGGCCGGAACAUCCCUGCAUAAGGGGAUCUUUCCAACUUUCCUUCUCCAAUCCAAGCGGGACUCCAUCUCUCCAAAUCUGGCUUUCUCCAGAUUCGGUCUUCAAAAGCAACAGCUUAUGCUCAUACAAGGCCGAGGCUCUCUCCACUUGUAUUACUUGAGGUUCAACAACAUCCUCCUCCUUUGUCUUCUCCACAGCUUGCCAUGUCAAAGCAGAUUCCUGGGUAGUUUCUUUAUAAGUAUUCACUUUUUGUCCCAAAUCAAUCCUUUUUUGUCCAAAAUUGUCAAUGCUAGUAGUCAUCGCAUCCAUCUUCUCAUGAAGCUGUUCCAAUAAGGCACUUGUUUUGCAAAAAGCAAUCACUAAGGCUUCUUCUGCCCACAUUCUUGUCCAAGGUCAAUGUCUAAUUCUCACGGUCUUUAAUCUCUACAGCUGGAGAAUUCCCCAGAUCCACUCCUGCAACAGUUUCAAGAGCUCCUCUAGGGAAACAAUUUCUAUUUGUAUCCGUCUUUUUAAAAGCAGGUCCAGCAACAAAGUUAACAAAGUUAAUUUCGAUUUUCAGAUAUUUUGCUCCUUUCAAGUGCAAAAGGAAACAUUGGAAUCAAUAUGUUUCUCUUGUUUAACUAUCUGUCAACACACGUUUUAUUCUCAGUCAAUGAACUUUCCCAAUACGUCGCUCCCUGGCAGCCCGUUCCCAGGUUCAAAACGGUGGUAAUUUAUCUUUCUUCACUCUCUCUCCUGCAGGCUUAAACAGUCUAAACUUUCCCCCUCUUCUCCUGCUUCCAAGGGGGGUUUAGUAAUUUUAGCCGAUGGAGAUUUAAUCCUUAACAAAAGACUUUCCAGACUUUAGCUUGCAAUGUCUUUGCUUCAAUCUAUUUACAAAAGCGGAAGGCGGACUUCCUGUUUGGAACCUUCCCGCUUCGGUGCCAAAUUAAAGAUGUUUAGUAAUCCAAUUUUCCGUUCUACUCACGGGUAGUUGUUUAAAGUCCAAUUGGCCACAGGAAAAAGUCAGCGCUCUCCAGCAACAGCAAUGCGGCUUCACUCCGUGAAAAGAGCAGUCGAUUCGAAACACCACGCUGCUCACCCCACAUCGCUCCGGAUCCCCGAAACUGGGUUUCCCCGCGAGUAGGGGAGGCGCAAAAGGUGCCAGCCGAAUCCCACGUCCACAGGCUUCUCCCGCCUGUGGUUUUUAAUGGGUCUCCGCCUCACCGUGGCGGUCCAGACCCUGAUUUCCACGAAGCGGAUUCCUCUCGGUCAGAGGAAAUCCGCCAUUGCCGGAGGCGCUAACCCAGAAGUCCCUUAUGUCUCGUGUUCUUUACCUGGGUGGGAGUUGGUUGUUAUGCACCUGUGUUGAAGCCUUGAAGUUGGCAAAGGCCCCUGAAGGUUGCAGUGUUCCUCUCUGUGCAGCAGACACAGAUUGCCACAGAUGUAGAAGGGAUCCUUUCUUGAAGGAGCAUCUUCACUCCCAUUCUUCAGGUCGGACACUGAGGUCUAGCUCCAAGAGCCUUCUGACUGUUCUCUCAUUGCAAGAAGCCAAGUUACAGGAAACCAGGCAGAAGGCCUUCUUGGCGACUGCCCUAUGGAAUGCCCUUCUGUCAGAUGUCAAAGAUAAAUAAUUAUGCAACCUUCUGAAGACAUCUAAAGGCAGUCCUGUAUCAGGACUCUUUUAAUGUGUGAUGUUUUGUUGUUUAUCUAUAUUCAGUUGGAAGCUGCCCAGAGUGGCUGGGGCAACCAAGACAGGUGGGUGGGGUACAAAAAAAUAUUAUUAUUUAUUAUUAGGCCUCCCCAACUGUAGCAGCUCACAGCAUUAAUAAGAGCACAACAAUAAAACAAUACACAGCAUCCAGUGCAUUGAAAGCACAGCAUUCAAAACAGUACAGAGAUAUUUUGUAACACAUAUAAUAAUAUUAAUUGUGUAUGUCUUAAUUGCUCCUCUUCUCCUUGUUUUGCAUUUUUUUCCAGAUGUAUAACAAGUCUUAUUGUAGUGGGUUUUUGCCCUUCGGAUCUAACACAAGGUUGUAGAAAUGGCUUGAAUUUCAUUUUUGUUGUCAGUAAUCUCAAACCUCUGAUGUAACACUGCACAGUCUGUUCUGCCAAAGAUUAGGAUAGUGGAGUCUGCUUGACUGGGGCGAAUGGGGCACUCCCCUCUGCAACCUCAGCCAGUCCCAACCUGCUUGCCUUCUUACUUACAAUCAUUCCAGGGGGUAGCAUGGCUGGUCAGUUUCAUCGUCAUAGUGAUGCCUUUGCAGGACUCAGCAGAGAGGAGGCUGGGGAAAAAUCUAGAAUUAGUUUGUUUUGCCUUUCACUGGCUGUGUUGGUUUCUCAGCCUCCCACAUUUGUGCCUUUCCAACACUGUGCAUAAAAAUAAAGGCUGCUUCAAACACAGUGUUGACACCGCAAGUUCCAGUGUGUGUGAAAGAGACAAAACAUGGUUUUUUGGGGAAAAGGUGUCUUGAGUGUAUAAUUUUUUUUAAAAUCUCAAAGUGGUGAACAAACAAAAUAUCAAAAUAAAACAUUACAAAUGAAAGUAAGCAUAAAAUACACAUUUAAAGAAACAUAAUUAGCAAGAAAGCAAAUGUUAUCUUAAACGUAUACCAAGAAAGAUACAGCAAAACUAUACAUUUACAGCGUUAUUAGCAACCAAACAAAAUGGCUGAAACAGAAGCUGCACCCACACUUCUAACUUGCACAGUAACAUCUCCAGUCAGCAGUGUUGCUGCUGCUUGUCAGGAGGUAGAGGGGCAGGCGAGAGGCGGUAGUGAGGUUGGCAUGGUGCAAACGCACUGAAAGGAGUGCUGGAUGGGCUCCACAGGUGCGUAUUCACUGUGCUGACCUCAUAAAUGUCUCGCCCUUUACCCUGUACUUCCGGGUAAGCAGCAGCAACGCAAUGGAGGUCAGGGGAGAGGCAGCAGCCUACCAUGCCUUCUGCCAAUGAAUGGGCUGCUGCUCCCUGCCUUUGGCAAAGCGUGGCUUUCUUGCCUUUCAAUGUGACAGAAAUCCCUUUUAUUUAUUAAUAUGAGAUAAGAACUGGAAGACAGGGAAUCAUUUCCUAAUAAAAUGGAAAGCACAUUCUAGUGAAGAUUAAUAUUGCUUUCAAGGUACACCCACACGUUAAAGGCGUUUUGCAUCUGUGUCUUGUGUGGAAAAUGCCCUUAGCUAUUUUAUGCGGGUUUGUGUAAGGUAGUUCAUGAAGUAGGCACUCUAUAGUAAUUUAUGCCUUGUUUCAAAUGCUUGAUUUAUUCUGUUGUAUGCUCUCCCUAGUUCUUUGAUCGCCUGAAGCUCAUUGGAAUGCCAACCAAACACCAGCCGGACUUCAUCUAUCUCCGACACGUUCCAUUGCGAAAAGUGCACCUCUUCACUGCCAUCCAAAUGACCUGCCUCAUUCUUCUCUGGGCUAUUAAGGCAUCUCGUGCUGCUAUUGUCUUUCCCAUGAUGGUAAAAACCUAUAACUUAAGGCUGAAUAGGCCAUAAUGUUAUCACGUGGACCGAGAUUGCAUCUGUAAAAAUUGGCCUGCGUUUUGUGUCUUACUGCUGUUAAAAAGCCCCUUUUAUUAAUGGGAAUUCUGUUCCCCAAAUGGCUUUUGUAUCCUCAGCAUAUUUGGUUACACAGUAUUUAUAAGCCAGUGUGCAAAGUGGAUAACAGAAGUCAAACCAGAAGGCAGGUUUGUUGUUGUUUAGUCGUUUUGUCGUGUCCGACUCUUCGUGACCCCAUGGACCAGAGCACGCCAGGCACUCCUGUCUUCCACUGCCUCCCGCAGUUUGGUCAGACUCAUGCUGGUAGCUUUGAGAACACUAUCCAACCAUCUCGUCCUCUGUCGUCCCCUUCUCCUUGUGCCCUCCAUCUUUCCCAACAUCAGGGUCUUUUCCAGGAAGUCUUCUCUUCUCAUGAGGUGGCCAAAGUACUGGAGCCUCAGCUUCACAAUCUGUCCUUCCAGUGAGCGAAGGCAGGUUAGCCAGCCACAAUUUAACCAAAUUGGAAGGGAUGGAAGGUGUCAGUAAAAAGGUAAAGGGACCCCUGACCAUUAGGUCCUGUCAUGACUGACUCUGGGGUUGCGGUGUUCAUCUCGCUUUAUUGGCUGAGGGAGCCGGCGUACAGCUUCCGGGUCAUGUGGCCAGCAUGACUAAGCCGCUAGGUUGGCAGGAGCAGGGACCGAGGAAUGGGAACUCAUCCCAUCGUGGGGAUUCAAACUGCCGACCUUCUGAUCGGCAAGUCCUAGGCUCUGUGGUUAAACCCACAAUGCCACCCGCGUCCCUAAGGUGUCAGUAGUACCACCAGAAAUAUAAAUAUGGACUCUGAUCUAACAUCUGACUGCAGUCCAGUUCAGAUAGUUGGCAGUAGUUCCAAUCAGCCUAAUUUUUUUUUUUUUUUUAUUUUUUUUUGGGGGGGAGAUUCAAUCAGUUCCUUGCUGUCCCCAGUGCUGGCCCAGUAUAUUUUGAUCCCUGAAGCAGAGCCCAAAUGGUUCCCUCCCUACUAGGGCCAACACUUUUGAAAGUUUUGCUGCAACACCAAUUCCUGCCUUCAUCUAUCCUUCAUCUGUCCCCAUGGUGUUGUCUAAAGCAAGUUGCUUUGCUCUGCUGCAUGAUAGAGGCAGCGCUGGCUUCCCCUUCAUAAUAGCUGAUUAUUGCUAUUGUUUGAUUGCCUGAGCUGGGUUACAAACAUGCUGGAUUUUCAUUAACAUGUAACCCCCCAAAUUUUGGAUCCCCUCCAAGCUGAUACUAAGCUGUUGUGUUCCUUUUGAGCCACAGACCCUGUGUUUUGUGCCUCCCCUCCCCAGCUGAAUAAUUGACACAGCAAACCAGGGUUCCAAGUUAACACCCCCAAAUCCGGCAUUGUCUAAUCACCUCCAAACUGAUGCCAAAGUUUUGUGCUCAUUUUGUGCCAUUUUGUCCUGAAAAGCCCAUGUUUUGUACCUCCACCCCACUCAAAACUGCGUAAUUAAUAGACUGAGAGCCAGAGGUAUUCUCCCAAACAAAAUGGCACAAAAAGGACGCAAAACUUUGGCAUUAGCUUGGAGGGAUUUUGGGAUUACACAUGAAUGAAGUUCUCUUGCUCUCCUGUUUGCCUCCUUGCCACAAACAAAACUCCGCAGCAAGAAUGGCAAUCUUUGCAUAACAUUUGAUCAUGGAAGAGGAGAGUAAAGAAAAUUGUGUCUUUCUCCCUCUGUCUGGUACCCUUUAUCCCCUUUGUCUUCAUCUGUGUAUUGUUCCAGCUGGUGAAUCCUCUCAUUAAGAGUGUGAGUGCUCUUUAUCUUUUCCCACCUUCCCAUUUCUCUUCUCCUUACUACAACAAGGUUUUGGCGUUGGUCUUUGUACGGAAGCUCAUGGAUGUCUGCUUUUCAAAGCGGGAACUCAGUUGGCUUGAUGACCUUAUGCCAGAGAGCAAGAAGAAAAGACUGGACGAUGCACAGAUUGUGGCAGAGCAAGCAGAGCAAGCAGAGCAAGCAGAGGUAAGCAGGUUUAUGUAUUGCAUGUAUGUGUCCACCCUUCAGAAUCUGAUUGUGCUGUAGCAAAGUUAGGAACCAGCUAUAAGAUCCUCUUGUACUUUCUUAUUAUCAAGGGCAGGCACAGACAUGUUGCUCUUGAGACACCCAUCUCAUCACUCAAGCCCUUUUUGAUCUUUCCUGUGCUAUCACCAUCUAGUUCCUCCCAAUUUUUUCUUAUUGAUCAGUUGCCAAUCCCUUACCAUUUUCCACCCUAAAUUCAUACAGCAGCGGAGGAAGCCGCUUGGGCACCUGGGGCAGCACGCCCAAGGGCGGGGUGAGCCGCCCAUAAAGGUGGGGCAAGCCACCCAUAUAGGCGAGCCGAGGGCGGGACGAGCCACCCAUAGGGGUGGGGCGCACCAUGGGGCCUCUGGAAUCUGCCUGCCUCCUCCCACUCAGCCGCCCUACAGCUGGGGCGGAGGCAGCGGGUGGACCGUUUGGGCAGUGCAGAGCCUGCGUGUACCCAAGCCACCAUGUCUCUCCCAGGUGUGAUACGUGGCUUGGGUGGGCUGCAGGCCCUGCGGUGAGUGCCUCCCAGCAUUUCACCAACUGCCCAUCAUCUCCAUCUGCAUGCAAUUCUUAUCAAAAUACUGUAAGAGAGAAUAUUAAAUAAAGGAAUAAAGAGAAAAGAGAAAGGAAAUAAGAAAGAAAUAGAUAAAAGGUAAAAUGACUUCCAGCUAGCCAUCCCUCAGUUGUAUAUACAGUCAUACCUUGGUUCCCCAAUGCCUUGCGAGAACCGUUUUGGCUCCUGAACGCCACAAACCCGGAAGUGAGUGUUCCAGUUUGCAAACGUUCUUUGGAAGCCAAAUAUCUGACUCGGCUUCUGCGGCUUCCAAUUGAGUGCAGGAAGCUCCUGCAGCCAAUAGGAAGCCGCGCCUUGGUUGUUGAACAUUUUCAGAAGUAAACAGACUUCCGGAACGGAUUCCGUUUGACAACCAAGGUACGACUGUACAAUAAUUCUUCAAAGUGGUCAAAUGUUCAAUCUAAAUUAAUAUCCAACUGUUCUGCCCUCUGCUGGGCAAUGUUUUUCCAAUCUUCAGGAACUUUGUUCUGAGUCACUUUUUCAGCCGUCCCAGAUCCAUCCUCCUGACUCUCAGCUUGGCCAGGACCAUGACAGUCAAUGCCUCACAGUUCCAGUUACGGUGCAAGGAAUUUAAAUGGGAGAUGAUCCGGCUGUGUACUGUACUGUAAUUGUCCUUGAAUUGUGGCCCACACCCACCGCACCCCCCUUCCUCCACCUCUGCAUCUGUAUAACUGCACACAGGCUUUCUUUGCACAAUAAGGAACCUUGCAAAAAGUGGGGUCCCUGUGUACACACACACACUUUAUAUAUUUGUAUGCUUUGUUCACAUGUUCAGAGGAAUGCAUAGAGACUAAGGCUUUGUUCACAUUCCUGUUCACCAUGCGUUGUUAUAAAAUGUUACUUUUCAAUGUGUUGUUUCUCAAAUCAGCCUUACGCCAGUUUUAUGUGUCAAACAGGAGUCUGAAAAGAUGAAAGAAUCUUCAGAAGAAACUGUAGUUCAAAUGCCAAAUUUUCUUACUGUACCAGGAGCUGGAACUCCACCACCAAAACUUCCCCAAAAAAAUACCAACAGGUAAAAACACAAAACGGGUAAAAACACAAAAUUGUGAAGUCAAAAAGAAAAUAUUAGCCUUUGGGGAGGUCGUAAAAUCAACACAAAAAGGGCAUUCAAUGGCACUAAAUGAGUGAUCAAUGCUUGCUAUAAUUUUGGUGAAUUCCAGAUAUCCAGAAAUUGCAUGUUUCCUCUUUUAUUUUUAUUUUUGAAUAUCUCUUAUUUUGUGUUCCAGUGGCCUUUUACACUAGCAGGGAGAGAAAUUCAACUUGGCAAUGCUGUGUUAAUUAACAUCUGUAGUGGGCAAGGAGACCAUUGUCUCUAUUCAGUUACAAAUAAACAGAGCUGAACUUCUUGGUGAAUUGCAAUUCAGCAGUUUCACAUUGGAGCUUCCCUUUGAAACUGAUUUCUUCAAGAAUCGCCACUUUUAUGAUCAGUAGCAGAGAGUCUACCAGGACACUCUGCAACUGAUCUAAAGAUGGCCAUACUUGUUAGUCUUUCAGGUACUACAAAACUCUUAUAUGACUUUGCAUUAUUUUGCAGUGCUUUUAAUUUCACUGUCCUAGGAGUUAAUCUCUAACUAAAAUGAUUAUUGCAGGCCUGAUCCUUUAGAAAUCAACAUCACUGACGAAAUGGCUAAAACAAUCUUGUGGAAGAACAUCGUGAAUCAAUAAAUGCUCUAAAUCAAGAGUAGAGGUACGGAGAUUUCGCUGUACAGUGACCCUGGACCUGUACUUACCCAUGCAAUCUUCAAGCCAGCCAGCUAGAGUGGUUAAUUUAAGGUACUGGCGAGAGCAGAGCAUUAAACAAUUUCACCCACACCCACAUUCCACAUUCACUAAGGUGGACAGAACAUAGCAGAGUGUGCAUGCAGACACAAAACAUUAUGCCGUCUGGACUGUGGAAAGUCUAUUGCAAUGCUACACUUUGAUUACAACAGUGGAGCAAUCAUUAGGUAGUGCUAGGAGCUCCCUGUCUGGUAGCACAUCUAAUCUAUUUUGCACUGUAUUUAUGUGUGCAAAGGAUCCAAGCAUUUGGCAGUCACUGAUAGGCAAACUGACACUGUUUCUCAUGCUCUCAGACUUAGAGUCAUAGAUUCAUAGAGCUGGAAGGGACCAUGAGGAUCAUCUAGUCCAAGGUUUCCAAACUUGUAUCUCCAGCUGUUUUGGGAUUACAGUUCUCAUCAUCCCUGACCACUGGUCCUGUUAGCUACCCUCUGGCCCUCUGGCUUAAGCCAGGUAAACAAGGCUUUGGGAAGGAGGCAUAAGGCUCUGGCAAGGUCCUAGAGCCGCCCCUCCUCCUUCCCAAAGCCUGGUAAACACUUGCCUGGCUUUGGGAAGAAGACAGGAAGACUCUAGAACCCUGUAAGAGCCCUCAUGCCUCCUCCUUCAAGCCAGGCAAGUGCUUACUGGGCUUUGAGAAGUCACCCUCCUUGGUUGUGCACCCAGUGCCCCUGUGCCUCUUGUGUUACCCUAAAUCAUCUUUGAUAGAAGAAGAUGGAGAUUGGAGAAGAAACCACAUUGAUUCCUACCUUCAGAAUGUUCAGAAUUAAUCUAUCUCUAAUAGCAUGUUUUGGUUCACAGCUUUGCCAUUCAUGCCCCUCUGCUUUGGACGAGGAGCAGCAGCACACGAAGAUGACUCAGGGAAGUGCCAAGACAUGCAGGCAAGGAAGAAAAAUGCUUUUGCAAUAGAAAAGGGUGCAAGCAAACAAACUGCCCCAGUACUUCCUUCACACAAGUAACUGGGUUCAUAUUAAAAAGCCAUUCAGAAGUGUUUUGAAUAUCCUUUAGUGUGCUUCAGUGGGCAUCCUAAUUAUCUUCAGACCAGCAAAUCAAGACGCACAUGAAACAAUGAAAAUUUAGUGUUAAAGCCUGUGUGUGUGUGUGUGUGUGUACAUUUGCCGUGUUGCAGUUUCUUAGCUAUAGAGAGACUGCUGUCUCUGCAUACUUAAAGUCUCCCUCUUCAGUGUCUGGUUUUUUUAACCGUUUAAACUUUGAAUGUACAACACCACCACUAUGUUUGGAUUUUCUUUUUUAUUCUUUGUAUUUACUUAUUCUUUGCAGAAAUAGUUCAAUUAGGGUUUGCCUGAGUUUCUACACAGAAUCACAGAAGCAACUGAUAAGAGAUAACUUACAAGAAAAUGUGGGGCGGGGAAUGGCCUUCUGAAAUGCUCAUUAUAGAAAAAAUUAAGUCACAUUAUUUUAAUUCCUUUGUUUUUUUAGCUACUUUAUGAUGAAACCCUAAUUCAUCAGAACAUUUACAUGUUUCAGUGACAAUAUAGACAUGGGCCAAACAUAUCUGUGUUGAUUUGUCUGUGUGUGUGAUCUUCAUGGUCUAGAUAAAUGCAACCAAGCCAUUGACCAUAGCAAUGUAAAUGAGCUAGCAGGCUAGAGAAGGGCAGUUGUGUCAACAGCUAUUGAUGUCACAAUCGGCACUCUCUUGACAAAUCCCUGCAGCCCAAUGUAUUAUGAGGGCAAAAGUGGACUGAUAUGGGGAGAGCAGCAGUUGAGCCCAGAAAUGUGAUCAGAAAUGUUGAGUUCAUAGAUUGAGAACAAAACAACAGACAUCAAAAGUUGCCUUUGAGGUGAUUGGGCCAGGAGUCUCAGUGCCUCAGUGCAUGGAAACUUAGUUCAUGAUAUUCUUCUACCCCUUUGAAAUUAAUAACAUCAGAGCUAAUUGAUCUACUAGACAGAAAUUUGGUUCUUGAUUAUUCUGUUUUCUAUUAUCGUUUGAGAACAUUUGGGUUCUCAAGCAUGGUUCUUGUGUGCCUUUUCAGGUCAAGAAGUGAACCUCCCCAAGUGUUAAUUGGCCAAGAAAUGAUGACUAGGGCUCAUGCUAUUGCCCCAAGUGAUACUUGGUCAUUUGAAUUGAUGGCAUGAUUUCAGGUGCCCCAAGGGCAGGUUUCAAGGAAGCCAACCAACCAGUUUGCUCCAUUGGGGCUCCGUGCAUUAUCCACUACUGCAACUGGGAGGGAGACAUAACUGUAUUACAGAGCAGGGACUCACUCUGCUUCCUCGCCCAUCCAAUCUGGUGCUUUGACUAUGUGGCAGGGGGGCUGAUGGUAGCAUAAGUAGUUUAUGCUUCCAAAGCUGCUGGCACCUCAAAAGAAUUGGUUGCAUAGCAUUUUGACAAUCCUGGGCCCCUCAAAAUUCAGAGAAGUUAAAAAAUUUAAAUAGACAAGAAAGAGAUGGGCAUGGCCUGCUGACCUUUCAGAACAAAUCAAUAAUAUCUGUCCUGACUUCUGCUGCCUUUUUGUACCCAAGAGCCAGAUUUUGUGUGUGUUGAUUUCCUCAUAAAGCAGUGCUCUGCAAUGGCCAAUCGAUACUUUGUCAAAACCUUUGAGGGACAAGGCAGGGAUGAUAGGCCAGGUGAGUAGGUCAGGAUUCUCCAACCUAGGCAGAACACUGUUGUCUUUUCUCAAGUUCUUCCUGUAGGUUUUUCUGUACCAAGUAAAUUGAUAUUUUUCAGAAGCUGGACAUGUGUUUAUUGAGGACACAUUGGGAAAGAGGGUACUAAGCUGGGAACAACAAUACCACAUGCUUAAAACUCAUUUAAAGCUAUUCCUUCACAGUAGAAAACCCUGGAACAGAAGUUCUGUGAUGGAGACUCUUAGCAGCGAUUCUUGCUCCCAAUAUUUUUUUGGAGGAAGCGGUGGCAGUUUAUUCUGAAAACCUUUAGCAGUUUCAUUCCACCUAGAUCUAAGUGCAAUUUAGAUCUGUUACCCUUCCAUGAAACUUAAGCCAAACUACAUUGUUCAUUUCUUCAAUUCUCUCCUUAUCAAUUUUCCUUCAUCUCUUGGCUAUGUGAAGAAAACCAGCAUGGUGGAUAGAGUUGUGAGUGGUUUAUUUCCCUUGUAAAUGUUUGCCUCAAGAGUGGCUGGGGAAACCCAGCUGGAUGGGUGGGGUACAAAUAUUAAAAUUAUUUUUAUCAAGACCCAGAAUGAAGACAUGAGACUCAAGAACUGGACUGAAAAGAAGAGCACAACUUUUAUUGAUAGACAACAUGAUCGGCAAUGAGCAAAAGUCCUCUCUCCUUAUCCCCCUUUCAGAGUAUGAGUUCUUGGUGAUAAGGUGAGAGCCAGGAGGUACUAUCUCCCGCAGUCUGCUUCCUUUGGGUGACGGUACCCUGGCUCAGAUUCUUGUCCCACAUUGCUGGCCCUUUUAUGGCACACAGAAGCAAGCAAGGGAGGAGCAAGCACUUACAUGCAUACUUAAAUCCCACUCCCCACUAUUGACUGCCAUCCUUGCCAGCUGAUCUGGCUCUGCAUUGCAGUCUUGUGUUCCAAGGGUGUGAGCAAAGCCAUCUCAUUCACAAGCACACAAGGAGCUGUGGAGGGGUAGUCAAAGUGGUGGUAUUGCCCUUUUCAAUUGGCUGUAAUUGUAGGGAUUCCAUGCUUUAAGUAAGCAGCCUUUAAGACUGGCAGGAAAUCAAAGGCGCACAUUUCAUAUCUGGGCUUAAUUCCUUAUGCUGAGAGUGGUUUACGAGAUUAUACAACUUGAAUAGAGACAUAUAUUUCAUGGGGGAAAGUGGGCAAGAGGUCUGUUAGGUUACACCUGUUGUCCUUGGGAACAGAGAGCAUUAAAUGCCCUGCAGGAAUGGGCAUACUGAAUUGGUCAGGGUAAACCUACCAAUCCUAAGCUGGAGGCAGGUUUGGGAGACAGGAUGCAAAUCGUUUGCAAGUCACUCUGAACCUUGGGGUGAUUCCCCCCCCCCCGACGCAAAAUUGAGAUUGUUUUAAGACACUUCAUUGGUGAGAACAUUUAGCAUUAGGAUUUGCUCGCUAGGAUUUCAGAAAUUCUGUCCCCUGCCCAGGUAGCAUUAAUGAGUAGAGCUAAAGCAAGUGGUAGCAAGAUAAUAGCUGCCAGGUAAGGGAUUGAGCCAAGGCAAAGUUUGGUGAAUUAGGAACAUAAGUGUGAUGGGAUUUAGCUAGUCAGGGUAAAGCAGAGGCAGAAAAUAGUGUGUAGCAGAAUCAGGUUUCUCCUUUGUCACCGAUGAAAUAUUGUUUUGGGCCACUGUUACAUUCCUAUUUGCUUGGCCAUUUCAUUGAAGUCAGAGGAACUCCCAAUAACUGUUAGGUAUAGGUGUCAGCGGCUUGAACUUAACUGGAUUGCAGGUCAAAUAAUGGAUGGAGCUAUACCUACCAAGCACCACUUUAUUGAAACGCAGUUUUGAAUUUCCUUUCUGACUUGAAUUUCAAAAUCUCCACCACUUGACCUGCCAUGAAAGUUAAGCCAAGAAAAACCAGAGUAUCUGCGUUAAUAUUUGCAUUCAUUCUAUUCAUGGUUCUCCUUGUAUGCCAAGUGACAAUUUGCAUUUUCAUGCCAUGAAUAAUCAGCAGCUUUCCUUUCAAUUCUACCCUAAGCAUCUCCAGCUUGUCUCUGCAAAAGGGCCCUGCAAUAUUUGCUUGGCAAUCUUGAUAGGAAGCCAAGAUAUGUAGCUUCUCUCGACUCUAGGGGCAUCUGUGGCUAAACAAAGGAAAGCAGCACGAACUUUUAGGUAACCCUACACUAUCUGUAGGCCAAAUCAUAGAGUGCUGGAUGGGCACUGAGCAGAAAGUGACAGACACAAUCUCAUUUGGUCUAAUGUAGAAAGGUGUUGCUGCAUGAUGGAUCUGUGGAGCUAUCGGGAAUCAUAGUUCAGAAUGGUUGGGGAUUAUUCUGGACUAAAGAAAAGUGUGUGUGUGUGUGGGGGGGGGACCUGGACUUGAAGCAGGUCCCAGCUCCAAGAAGUGAAGACUUUUAACCAAGAGCGGUUGUCUAUGGGAAUUUAGGAAGGCAAGGAGAAAAACACAAAGCAUGGCUGGGCAUAGCCUGGUGAUUCUGCUUGCAAAAAUUGAAAUGUAUAGGGUGGUAUGCAACUAAGUUUUACUCAGAGUAGAGUCACUGAAAUUCAUGAACGUUACUAAGCUAGGUCCAUUCAUUUCAAUGAGUGAGUAAAACUUUCUUGAAUGCCACCCAUUCAGUUAAGUGGCCCUGCCAGUGGAGGCCCAUGCAAGGACUUCUACUAGGAUAAUGGGGUUCAGAGAAUUGCCAGAACAGCUCAUGCGGGAGGACAAGGCUGGUUGUUCCAUUGGGCAAGUGGAUGGAGUUAUCUGCUUAGUGCUACAUUGAACUACUCCUACAGCUUCCUAGCUCAAGGGUUGGGGAAUUUGUCAAGAUUUACAUGAGUCUUAGAACAUGAACUUUUGCAACCUGAGGCAGAGAAAGAAAGAGCUUUCUUUCUUUCUUUCUUUCUUUCUUUCUUUCUUUCUUUCUUUCUUUCUUUCUUUCGGUGUGUGGAUGUGGAGGGUAGACAGCUGGCUAGGAUUAUUUGGUAGGAAAGAAUCUUUGAGCACACUGCUGUUCCUUCCUAGCGCCAUUCAUAAGAGAAACCACAACCCAGUUGGGCCAACCUAAGCCUUUAUCCUGAGCAAAGCAGGAAUUUUGACUUCAUCCCAGUAUUGAUGGGGAGGAGGGAAAUGGCUCAUAGCUGACAGGGAUUAGAUGACGAAUGUUGCGGGGUGGGGCAUAAGCUUGACUCCAGGUUCCACAGUAUCUCCCAACAAGCUUGUUGUCUGAAAGGCUUUAGAUAACAGAAUCUGUGUCAGUUCUUAAGGCAGGGUCUGUCUUCUUUGAAAACCACAACACACAAGAAGUGCUUCAUAAUCCUUACUGGAGAAGGAGGGGAAUCAAAUAAAGAAAAGGUGCUGGCACAUUUUUUCUAGCGUAUUUCCUUCCUCCUAUAAUCGCCACAUGUAGAAAUAGAGAGAUUAUUUUCUUUUUAGAAAUAAAAGAAAAAAAUAUUUAUUUUGUUGUAAGAGAUGUAAUUUCAAAAAAACACUCCAUGUUGUAAAUAAAAUAUGAAAAUUGGAAGAUUG
Podarcis lilfordi (Lilford's wall lizard) is the source of this 71679-nucleotide messenger RNA. The record is from the annotation of a GenBank genome assembly. Lineage: Eukaryota; Metazoa; Chordata; Lepidosauria; Squamata; Lacertidae.